This is a messenger RNA of Podarcis lilfordi (Lilford's wall lizard), 57676 nucleotides long. The record is from the annotation of a GenBank genome assembly. NCBI's taxonomy places the organism in Eukaryota, Metazoa, Chordata, Lepidosauria, Squamata, Lacertidae.
CAGCUUUAAAAACCAGACAACAGCUGAGUUCGAAGCACAAGCUCAGCAGCAGACAAGCAGAAGCUUUGGACUGUGGAUUGGUGUGACAAGACCGGAGUCUGAUUUAUAGGAAACAAGGCAUUUUAAAGUUAUAAUUUCCUUUGAAAUUUUGAUACAGUCUUUUCUAUUUCCUUCGAUAAUUUCAGGAUGAAUAUUCAGCCUUGUGCCAGAUGUGGCUAUGGGGUUUAUCCCGCAGAGAAGAUUAACUGUAUUGAUCAGGUCAGUAGAUGCUGUUAUUCUUCACCAUUAUGGAAAAAAAAAUCUUACAUAAAUAACCCACUAAUAUGCUUUCAGAUAGACAACCUGCAUCUCCUUUAAUUUAACUUGGUAGAAAAUAUUCUACGCUUUCAUAAUCUUAAUUCAUAUCGGGUAAGUUGGAUGUCAGAACUGAACUUUGCCAAGGGUGUAAUUUGGCGAAACAUUUUACAUCUUUUAAAGGUUACACGCGGGAAAUUGAUCUUUGGCAUAUGCUUUUUCAGACUGUGAGAAGAGUUGUUUAUUAGACUGCCAAGAAUAAUCAGUUAUACGUUUUUAAAACAGACUAAUAAAAUCUGAAACACAAGCAACUUUCACUGUAUUUUUAUCCUUGCUAUUUCUAGACAUGGCACAAAGCCUGCUUUCACUGCGAGGUCUGCAAGAUGAUGCUUACCGUGAAUAACUUUGUUAGCCACCAGAAAAUGCCUUACUGUCAAGCGUAAGUUUUUCUCCAGAUAUAUAGCAAGGCAACAUUAUGCCUAUAUUAUCCAUCAACAGGUUCAGUCUGGAUCAAAUUCUGAUACUAUGGAAGUCAUUUUUAGAUUAUCAGUCCACCCCAUAGAUUAGCUUGCUUUAUUCUCAGUGUUUUUACUCUGAAAAACUGUAGGAAACUCCUGAGGUGUAGUCAUAUUACUUUAACACAGUGAACAACCAAAAAGAAAAGAAAAGUCCUGAAAACAGGAUUAUGGCACCUUAACAUAUUGUGAGAAAAACUUUUAUGGAUCAGAGCUGAGUAAAUUUAACUGGUGUAGAAGCAUACUUUGGUACAGAUUAUUAUAUUAUUUUUAAAUCCAAGGAACUCAAUGUAGAGAUUGCUUAGGUCAAGAGCCCAACUAGAUGUGAUGAGGCCUAUCUAUUGAGUUAAUGGUUAAGAGUAUCUCUCAUUGUUAGAUAUCUAUAUCUCUUUCUCCAUGUCAGCCCCUUUCCACCAUGUCAUAUACCCAAUAAAAUUGCCCCCAUCUUGAAGUUGCUAUGUGCUCAGUGGAGGGGAAAUAUUCCAGUACCUGAACUGUAUCUGUGUCCCCCGCCCCCCCGGCAUGGUAAGUUAAGUAGCAACUUCUUGGGCUCAUUUUCAUGAGGAAAAUAAUACAGGCAACAGCAUUUACGCACAUCCACAUAGUGUCACAGUUCCAAAAUUAAUCAGACCCUCCCAAUGACUGCUACACACUUUUUUAAAUCCAAAGGAGAAAAAAUAACCAUAGAUUUCCUACAUCACAUUAAAUUGCUGUCUAAAAGAAAGUGACUUGUUCAAGGCCAUGUUUUGAGUCCCGUAGCUGGAGCGGGAUUUAGUAAAAAACAACUAUGAUCUAGUCAAUACACAACAGCAUCUCUGGGAUGAUUAAAUGCACAUUGAAACAUUGGUAGUCAUUUGCAGUUGUAAAAGUGUAGCCUGUGUGCAGUGCAAUAUACAGUCAUACCUUGGGUUAAAGUAGCUUAGGGUUGAGCGUUUUCAGCUUGCGCUACACGGCGACUAGGAAGUAACGGAAAACGUUACUUCCGGGUUUUGCCGCUCGCGCAUGUGUAGACGCUCAAAAUGACGUCACGCGCAUGCAUAGAUGCAGAGAAUCGCGACCUGCAGAUGCGGGUUGCGUUCGCUUCAGGAUGUGAACGGGGCUCCGGAACGGAUCCCGUUCGCAUCCAGAGGUACCACUGUAUUGGCUUCAAUGUAUCUUGGUGCUUGAUGGAUAGUGGUGUUAUAUAAUUUAGUCACUAGGUGGCAUUGGACAUACAAUAGCUAUAUAUGGGUGAUAUCAGCAGUCUUCAUUCUGCUCUUGUUUGAGAGAUAUAAAUAAAAAUUUUGUCCAGCUUCCUGAUAUGCACUGUAUACCUUACAUGGCACCAGGUACUAAUGAAAAACAGUUUAUGAGGCUUGCUUGUCAGGGUGCAAUAAAAUCUCAUUGUGAAUUGCAAAAAGCUUUCAGUGUGUGAUGGAGCACUCACACAGCCAUUAUAUUAUGAAAUCAGAGUUGGCACAAUGAUGCUCAGUUUAUCUGGUGGUAGGCAUCUGGGAUCAAUGGACAGUCCACAAGACAGUUGUAAAUACUUUUCUUUUAAAGGGGGGCUAAUUUUAUGUAGCAACUUUAUUGAAGACUAAUUGACCCCAAGGUUCCUUAGUCAAAAUCUUUAUAAUGUGCAGCACUGAUUAUGAAAAGGACCAUGUGGUGUAAUAGAAAAAAAGAAAAAGAAAUUCUCCUUAAACUUGGAUCAUUUUAUGCCCUCUUGAUUUUUUUAUUUGAAAGAUCAAAUAUUCAUAACCUGAAAUUUGGUUACUGCAUUUUGACCUUUGUUACAUAUGAUGAUAAUUUAAUAUGUGUGGUUGUUAGAGCUGAAAGAUAAGUAAAAUACGGUGUUUUCAACUUGCAAGUCAAUAUGUUCAGUUUUUCUCAGAUGUUCUGAAAUGAAGUGGCUUCUGUUUUUGGGGUUCUUUUAUUCUGCAAUUUCCUUUUGUUAUUAGAAAAGCAACAUUAAUAGAGUUAAAUUUGUUAACUUAAAUAGAGUUAUUAAAUAGAGUUAAAAGAUGUAGAUAACUGCAAAAUUAAACUUUGUAUGUUAGAUGCUAGUUGUAUUUUAGCAAUCAGUUCUUUGCUUUAAGAGAUGUACAUACAUAUAAGAAGUAUUUGGUUUUUUGAGGGACAUUGAUUAUUUCUUUCCAAAUUGUAUCGGCUUUCUUUUACAGACAUAAUCCAAAAAACAACACAUUCACAAGUGUUUUUGAGACACCAGUAAAUAUAAAUGUGAAAAAACAGACUGAAGCAGUAAGCGAGGUAAGAUACUUUAGGAAUUAAUGUGUUUAAUAUUUGUCAGUCAUAUCAGCAUAGCCACCCAUAUUCAUUUUAGGGUGAUGAUAGAUGGACCAAACCCUUCAUCCUCCUUUUUUCAUAUCUGUAUGCAGUUUCCCACCUCUGCUGCUAGUAAUGGUUCCUAUACUCAUCAUAUGGGUGAUUCUAGCCAAUCAGAUAUCUGGCCAUCAAAAAUGAAUCUAACUAUCAAAUGAAUUCAGAAUGAAUUGGAGGGUAUUUCAGUGCCAAUGAAGUUGUUUACAAUGUGGGUCCCUUUCUUGGAUCAUCCUAUUUCCUUCUGAAGGUUGUAACAGAAGAUAGAACCUGUGUUAGCCAAAUCUCAGUUAACUAAACCCCAUGUGGAAGCCACACAAGGGCAAACUGGGACUGCUGUCAGGCUUGACCUUGACACAAUGGUAUGAAUUCUGCAUCAAUUCAAACACCAGGUUAGAGUUGAAGGAAUGGGCUUGUACUAGACUGCACAGGGUUCUCUUGUGGACUUACAUUGUAAAGGCAGAGGGGAAAAAAAUACAUUAGCAGCCUGAUUCUUCUUCUUCUUCAUCAUCAUCAUCAUCAUAAAUAAAUCUUUAUUGUCACUACACCACCUGUGUGCAGUGAAAUUAAACAAGCCCCCCCCCUACAUUCAGUCUUGUUCGCGCUCUGUGUGCUUGUCGGAAGUCAAUUGCACCACUAUUUUUUUCCAUUCAGCAGCCCAACAGCCCACGGAUAAAAACUGUUCUUUAACUUCUUGGUGCGGCUGACUAUACUUCUGUAUCUCCUGCCUGAAGGUAGGAGAUUAAAGAGGUGCUGGCCAGGGUGUGAGUCGUCCCUGAGAAUUUUCCUCGCUCUCCUGAGGUAGCGGUCUCCUGCGAUGUCAUAGCGCAGGAGGACUCUGAGGACAGCCCAUGAUGUCAUGUGCUGUAUUCACCACCCUCAGUAGGGACUUCCUGUCCGUGGCUGUCAAACCAGCGUGCCAUUCAUAGAAUUGUAGAGCCAUCUAGUCCAGCCCCUUCAGUGCAGGAAUCUCAACUAGCACAUCCAUGACAGAUGGCCAUUCAACCUCUGCUUAAAAACCUCUAAUGAAAGAGACUCCAUCACCUUCCAAGGGAGUCCAUUCCAAUUCAAAUAGUACCACUGCUGUUGCAAUGUAUGUACAAAGCAGUUGCAUAACCAAGUGUUAGCAUUUCAGUGCUAAGGACAAUUCCACGCACUCAGUGAGGCUGUACAUUCAGAGCUGCCCCCAACAUUGUAGUGACUAGGGACAUUGACAUAUGUUUUGUCCACCCAAGACCCUUCAAGUGUAAGGAACUGCAGAACUGAAUGAUUAUGCUUAUGACACAAUGCGAAAACUCCAAGUUUUAAUGUCUGUGCAUUUUAAAAACCUGGUUAUACUCACAAAGUGCGUAUCUGAAGGAGCCCUACUUAAAUAAGAACUGCAGAACAUCUUAGUGGUUCCUUCAGCCAUUGAAAAUCUACAUUCUUCCUCACCAAAAAAUUGCUAGGGAUGCUGAUCUAAGGUGUGGAAAGUAUGCCGGGUUCAGUCAGUUAGAAGAGUUCGUGCACACGGUUUCUGCCGCUUUGUUUCACGGUCCCAUGUCAUCCUUUGAAAUUUCAUUUCAAAUGAACCAGGAAACUCAAAGGAAAACUCUGCUGAAACUGUCAAGUCUUUGACACCAAAUCAAAAAGUGUCUGCAGAUUCAUUAGAAUCUGAACCUAGGUUUGCUAAACACACACACACAAAGACUUUUCAAACCUCUGAUGAACCUGGCACUUGGAUCUGAGUUUUUAACAAAAUUGUAAAGUCGAGUGAGUUUUACAUGGUUGCAUUGGGUAAACUUGGUGAAAUGUCAGGGGGCUGCUAGCUGUAGGAAAUCUGAAAUCCUUCUGUGCUUUCAUAUAUUUUUUUAAAAAAAAACCUGCCUUCCGAGUUACAGCUCUUCCAAAUUUCUAGAUUUAAAUUUUUAUAUCUUGCCCCAGUUUUCACAGUAGAAAGAGCUGAUGCCUAGAACAAUUUUAUGCAUGCUUACUCAGAAGUAAAGCCCUCUGCAUUCAUUUGGGUUUACUUCCAGGUAAGUGUGCAUAGGAUUGCAGUCUGAAUAUAUGAUAAGAAUAGGAUAAGGAUAUGACACACACACACGCUUUUGUUUCCUCUGAAGUAUCGGGAAUAUUGUUGUCACAACUUUAACAGCCUCAUUCUAUAUUGUGCUUUUCCAAGAUAAUUCUUGAAAAAUUCUUACAUAUUUAAAACACACAUGCAGGAUUUGCAAUAUCUCUCACUAAAGCUAUAACAACAGCAACAAAUACAUUUCCUUCUAAACUGUGCAUGACAGAUUUGCUCUGGAAUGUGUUUGGGAUUAACAACAAUUUCUAUUUCUGUUUGAUGGCUGUGAUAAGAGAUCCAGUUACUUCAGUAUAUCUGUGUGUGAGUGCUAGAUCACUUUCCUUUUCUUUUGUCACUUAAGAAACACUUCUCCUUUCAAUCACAAAAGGAAGUUUGAGGUUCAUAGAGUGGUUUAUAAGACUCAAUUUUCAUGUUAAUAUUUUGUACACAGUAAAUUCAUAUUGGCAAACUGACUAAGAUACCAAGAGAAGCCAAUACAUACCCAGUUUCCUGUACUGGGAUCAAAAGACAGUACUUUCUACUUUAGGUAUAUAUUUUUAUACAAAUGUCUGCAUACCAAAAUAAUGGGAUUGUCUUUUUCAUUUGGUAGUAUUGCCAUUUGUAUCCGUUCAAGCACGUGAGACCAUGUCUUAUUUCAGAAUCUUCCCCCUCCCCAACACCUGUUGCCUUAUCUUUCUGCUGUAUCAAGUGACUUCAGCUCUAACCCAGUCAUUUUGGUAGUUCAGGCAGAAGUGGAGAAAAUUAUACCAAAAAACAAAAUUCUGAGGCUGGUUAUUCAAAAAUGAAUAUCUGCAACAGAUUUUUCCUUUUGAAAUUCAGAAUAUACAGUGGUACUCGGGUUACAUACGCUUCAGGUUACAUAUGCUUCAGGUUACAGACUCUGCUAACCCAGAAAUAGUACAUCGGGUUAAGAACUUUGCUUCAGGAUGAGAACAGAAAUCAUGCUCCAGCGGUGCGGCUCGGCAGCAGCGGGAGACCUCAUUAGCUAAAGUGGUGCUUCAGGUUAAGAACAGUUUCAGGUUAAGAACAGACCUCUGGAACGAAUUAAGUACUUAACCCGAGGUACCACUGUAUAGGGAACAGAUUGAAGAGGAAGCCUAUCUUUCUUUAAUAUUGGAUAUGAAGGCUGGCAUAUAAUCCACUGAAACAGGUUUCAAAAUAACAUUUUGGGCCUGUCUAUGCAGAUUAAGUACCGAGAAGAGGGUGAGAAGUUAAAAUCUGUUUUUCACUGGAAUGUGAAAUCCGGAGACAUGGAGGCUGCGAGGAAGAUGCAGCAGCUAAGCAGUCAGGUAGGAGACCCCUAUCAAUAACUUACUUGCUAGUGAACAUUCAGCAGAUGCUCUGCUAUCCUCCAGGCUCCUAGGUUGCGCCAUUUACAAAACUGCAAUUUUAUGCCUUUAACAUUCUGUAUUACUGUAAUACAAAUGACCCCUUUAUGUUUUCAUUUGGUUUGGAAGCCAUUUUCAAAAUAUGUCUCCAAUUAUUCUGACUAUUGCCAUUGGAAUGCUGUGACCUGGAUCCCAGACACUCUUUGGGUGUAAGCCUCAUCUGGUUCUGUGAAAACGGCGCCAGGAGAAUGCUUCAUAGAUCAGGCAGUACAUGUCUUUGGCUAAGAUACUGGUAGCUUGAUCUGAAGAUUUAUGAUGCCUUCAUGCAAAUACUUAGGAUGAUGUAUUAUGCAAUUUACUUGCAUUUUUUUUAAUCCCAUACGGUUUUCAUUGUUAAUUAGCUAGAUAUUUGCAAUUCUGUUUAAAAAGAAAGAAAGAAAACAAUUAAGGGGGAGGGGAAGGAAAGCCCCAGGUCAGCAAAAAGUUGUGCUAGUUGCAGUCUGUGUUUCAUAGCACCACUACUUCCAGAACCCCACUACUUCCUCCCCUCUUCCUCCUUAUAUUAUAUCUGUAACAGCUCAAGAGAAUUGGAUGUGGUUAGAGGAAGAUGCUUUUUCCUACUCUUGCCUGGGGCCUUCCCUUUGCGUAACCUUCCUUCGGAUCACUCAUAAUUUCAAGAAGUUUAUAGGAAAGGGCUGCCAACUAAAGUGCCUUGAGAGGUUCCUGACCUCCCCCCCCCAAAAAAAAAUAGCACUGGCAGUGGAGUUCUUCAAGCUGUGCCUACUCACUUUCAGAAAAGUAUAGAUUAUACUACCUUGUAAUUAUAGUAUGUUGCAAUUAUGGGCAAACACACCAGGCACAUAGGAUUAGGAUCUUGUCCUCUCUAGAUGUGAUGAAAUAAAAUUAACUGGAAUGUCAGUUCAACUGAAAUGAAAAAGGCUCACUGUGCUCAGAACUAAGGUGCCAGAAUUUCAUGUGCAGCUUAUGGGUGCAAAGGUCCAGGGAAUUGCUGGGAACUUUUCCCAUGCAGCCACCAGCUUUAGAAAAGUAGAAAGAGAAUCUGCAUGGUUUGGGGCAGGAGCCACCUAAGAAAGGAAUGUGGUCACAGCCAGCCACAUAUUAAUAGAUUACAUCCUGUCAAGAGUCUAAUCCCCUGAUCUUUAGAGAUGGAGUCAAAAGUGUUUACCACUGUGCCUGUUCCUCAUUUUAUGAUGUAUUCUGUUUUUAGAAAGCCUACCGUGCUGCGUAUGAAGAAGGCAAAUCAUGGUACUCAGAAACCAUCCCAGAUGCGGAAAUGCUUAGGAUAGCUCAAGAACAGGACAAUGAUGUAAGCGAACCUCCAAUUUAUGACAGCUUUAUUUGUGAGUUAAAUAUAUCAAGGAGAGACCAUCCACAUGGACUUGCAUCAUUAGAUGAGUGAACUUAAGGGAAUUCAUGGCAGAAAAGUUCCCCCUCUUCUCCUACCUCAGAGGAAUUAGUUUGACGAACAAAGUUUAAACACACCUUUAUCUCUCUGUUGUAGUUGAAAUAUACUGAGGAAUAUGAGCAGCAGAAGGGAAAGGGCAGCUUUCCUGCUCUGAUCACUCCAGCUUAUCAAAUAGCCAAGAAGGCCUCUCAGCUAUCCAGUAACGUAAGUUCCUGGGGCAUGUAUUUUUGAGGGAGGGCAAAGAGAUUGUAGCAUAGGGGGGCAAUAUUCAUAGCAAGAGUCAAAGGUCUAAAUUUGAUAUAUGAUUAAAUUGCCGAAAAGAAAAGAAAAAGAAUGUGGACCAUAUCCAGUGUUCUCAGUCUGCCAGCAUAAGAGCCCUUGCACUAGUAGACGGCAGCGGGCAAAAGUUGUGCUAGCAAAAACUUGUACAGCAGCUGAUUUGUCUUGUGCAAUCGGUUUCACAAAAAUCUUUGAUAAUGUACUUGUGCUUUCCCUUUCACUUGGCUUUAGUGCUAUGUUUGAUACAACCCACCCGUUUGAGUACAUGUUGUGAUUACUUUUUAAAUACUUCAUAACCUGAGAUAUCAACGAUUUGGAGGCAUGAUUACACGGGGUUUGAAAAACAGGAGUAUUUCUUCUCCCCUACCUAAAUGACACCCUGCCCUCUUCAGUUCAGCUGUGUUUAAUAGUCUUUAUUGGCUGGUGUUUUUACUACCUGCCCGCUUUCUUUGUAGGGUAUAACAUCCGCAACGAUCUAGAAAUCUAUUUUAAUUAACAAUAUGCAUAUCAUUUAUGAUAAGAGAGAAACAGGAAGCCCAGAAAAGAUUCACCUUGAAGAUCACGAAGCAAAAUUCUCUAGUUGUUAUUCCAAGAAUUAUGUAUAAUGCUUCAACAGAGAUUGAAAAUGAAAGCAUGGGAGAUUGUUAUUGAUUAGGCACGCUGGGCUUGUGUUCAAGAAAGCAUUUUCAUCCAAAUAAAAAUUUCAGCAUUUCCAUUUAGUUUAGUCAUUUAACAGACUUCUAGAUUGAGCUCUUUAAUGCAUUUACUCCUCCGCUGCCAUUUACUUGUUAUGAAAUAAACAUCUUUGGCAACUGAUGGGCUUGGGGUGAAUUAAACUGGAGCACAACAUUUUGACAAAUAAGGCCAGAAUGUGUUGUUAUUCCAGCCUCUUUUCAUCAAUAAGAAACUGCCGUUUCAUUUGCAUUUGCAACCAAGGAAUUUAAAUUCAGGGCCAAAUAUUGGAAACACUUAUAUUAGCAAAUCCAAAGAUCAUCUAUUUUUACUGUCAUUUGAUGCUUGAUUGUAAGAGAUAGGAUGGCAGUUCUUCAUAGUUUUCAAAGGUUCUUUGACUCUGCUUCUCCACAAUAGGUGGAAUAUAAACGAGGGCAUGAAGACCGGGUUUCCAAAUUCACCAGUGUUGCGGAUACUCCAGAUGUAAUUCAUGCAAAGGCUGGGGGGCAGCUUGCGAGUGAUGUAAGUAGAACAGAAGAGCAGACCAAGUAGAUAGACUUUCUGCUUGUUUAUAGCUGUAUGAUUAAAACUCUCCCGAUUUUUCCAGUUAAAAUACACAGAAGAGUAUGAACAACACAGCGGGAAAGGGAGCUUCCCUGCGAUGAUCACUCCGGCUUACCAGAUAGCUAAAAGAGCCAAUGAAUUAGCUAGUGACGUAAGUUUCAAAAGUGCGAUCUAUAAGUUGUCACAUAUUGGAGAAAAAUCUGUACUUGGUCUUCCAAAAUUAUGGCCACUUUCCUGUUGUGAGAAAAAUCCUGACAUUGCUAGGUCAGCCAAUCUCCACUGUUAAGGAGUGGAGACUUCUGUAUUUUAGCAUCAUUGCAUUGUCCAAACUUACUUUGAAAAUAAGUGUCUGCUAAUGAAACAAAGGAUAGACUGAAGUUUGAAGGAAAUAUGCUGAUCUUAGGAUGCUGGUUACUUCCCCGCUCUGUGGUGCUCCAAAGUUGGAGCAGUGGCUUUUGGCUGUUGGUUGGAGCGUUUGUUCUGUGCUCAAACUGUAUACUACAAAAUGCCAUAAACCUCCAGUGACCUCCUUCUCAAGAAAUCAGCCUUGGCAAAACUUCUCAUUAUUUGGAAAAGUUGGGUGAGCACAACCCUUUUAUACAACAUGAUGGUUUGGCAUUGUUCCCCUGCCCGCUUCUUAAAGAUGGAUCUUUCACUUUGCCUUUCUACUGUAUGCCCCUUUGAGCAAUUUGUAUGGAAAAUGAGCUCCGUGGGCUUUAAAAGCAAACAAAUGCAAUUUGUUUAGGUUGUAAGAUCAGCAGAAUAAACACAUCCUUUUCACCUCCAUUGCUUUCUCAGGUGAAGUAUCAUCAAAGAUAUGAAAAGGAGAUGAAAGGAAAAGCAAGUCAUUCUGUUGGUGCCUCAAACGAAAAUGUGAAUCAGUUUAGUCAGGUAAGGCGCAAUGCAAAUGUAUUCACAUCUAUAUAUAUUAAUUCAUGCAUAUUGGUGUGACUCUCUUCACAUCUAUGUAAGGAUACUGAUCUCAAGGCUUUGGUGGCUUGCUGUUAUGCAGCCAUAGCCAUACCAACCACGCAGAAGUAUUAGGUAGCAGUAGACUCGGAAGAGUAAUAAGGUUUGUAAAAGAACAAAAAUAUUAAUUGGGGGGCAGCCUUAGGAAGCCCCCCCAAAAGCAUCCCACAGAAUGCUGACUGGACAUUGAGAGGCAUAAAACAAAAAACUCACUUGGAAAUUGAAUGAGAUGGCUUGAAAAGGAGACUGGAUGAAGAGACAAAUCAGUCACAUCCACAUCAUAUAUUUAAAGCAUAUGGCUCUCCCCAAAAACAAAUUCUGGGAACUGUAGUUUACUCCUAACAAAAGUACACUUCCCAGUAUCCAUAAAAAACUACAGUUCCCAGGAUUCUUGGGAAGAAGCCACACGUUUAAAAUGUGUGUCAGGUGUGCUUUAAAUGUAUGGUGUGGGUUGUGUUAUAAAAUAUGGAAACUGUGAAGUAUGCCUGCUUGUUAGGAAGACUGUUGGUAAGACAGAAGUGUACCAAAAUGAAUAACUUAAAGAUAAGUAAGUGAUAACUAUUGGAUGUUCUUCAGGAUUAUAUGGAUGAAUAUGAAGAGCACCGAGGGAAAGGGAGCUUUCCUGCUAUGAUCACGCCAGCGUAUCUCAACGCUAAGAAGGCAAAUGAACUGGCGAGUGAUGUAAGUAUGAAAGUAAAGGUCUAGGUCAGCGUGGGCCAGAUGCAAGAAGUUGCUUAUAAUAACCAGAAGGUUCUCUGGUGUCAUAUUAUUUGAACAACUAGUGGGAACUUAUAAAAGGAGUGAGACCCCUUAGGACUCUGGGUGUUCUUGUACCACAUCCAAUGAUGUCAAAUAUAGCUGUCUAUGACUGAGUGCACUAUUUUAGUGGACCUCCAAAAUGGAAGUAUUGAUAUGUGUUUGUAUGUUGUGAAAGAUCAAACUUUGUUCUCAAUUGGAAUUAGCUCUAGAGGGUCACCCCCAAAGUAACCACAACAUUCCUUUUCUGCUUAGGUAUCAAAAGUGAGCAAAGUAGUCAUGAUUUCUAUAAUGAUCAGGAAGGAUACAAAGAAAUGCACAACUGAGAGGGCUUCAACCAACAGCCCCCAUUUUACUGUCCCCAAACCACUUCUAAACAGAGAAGAUACUUUUGAAAAACAGCUAUAUGAAAGGGGUGGGGAGUACAAAAUCUACCAAUGUCUACCAAAGCUCUUUGGGAUGCCAAAGGCAGCCUUGCGCAUGGCCUAUUGUAUUUAAAUAAGUUUGUCUGCUAUAUGUUUGCUUUGAAUAUUUGUAUCCUGUAUGCAUGUGUACAUAUAUGCGUGCAUAUACAGUGGUACCUCAGGUUACAUACUCUUCAGGUUACAGACUCCGCUAACCCAGAAAUAGUACCUCGGGUUAAGAACUUUGCUUCAGGAUGAGAACAGCUAAAGUGGUGCUUCAGGUUAAGAACAGUUUCAGGUUAAGAACGGACCUCCGGAAUGAAUUAAGUACUUAACCUGAGGUACCACUGUAUAUAUAAUCUUAUUUGCUUGAGCACCACCAAAAUGUUCUUCUCGUAGGGUUUUCAUGCAAUCAUUGAAUUGUAGGGUUGAAAGGCCCAUCUAGUCCCACCCCUGCAAUGCGCAUCCUUGGCAGAUUCCCCCCCCCAAAAAAACCCCUCUGUUUAAAAACCUCCUGUGAAGGAUAAUCCACCACCUUCCAAAGUACAGUGGUACCUCAGGUUAAGUACUUAAUUCAUUCCGGAGGUCCGUUCUUAACCUGAAACUGUUCUUAACCUGAAGCACCACUUUAGCUAAUGGAGCCUCCUGCUGCCGCCGCGCCACCGGAGCACGAUUUCUGUUCUCAUCCUGAAGCAAAGUUCUUAACCUGAAGCACUAUUUCUGGGUUAGCGGAGUCUGUAACCUGAAGCGUAUGUAACCUGAGGUACCACUGUAGUCUGUUCGACUGUCAAACAGCUCUUUCCAUCAGAAAAUUCUUCUUAACAUUUGGCCUAAAUCUCAAAUUCCAAAGAGAUAAUUGCUUGGAUCCCAACAUGCUUUUCCAUUUCCAGAAUGGCCCGCUCUGUUUCCAGAGAGGGAACCUUUGUGUCCCGUCUAAUUAGUUUACUCAAGGAACUAGCACUGGAGUGAUUAACCUUCAUUCGGCAGCAUCUCCGAAAAUGUAUGCACCCCAUAAAUAGCAACAGCAACAAAAAGCAGGCAGAUGAUGGAGUCAUCAUGAAUCACGGUUGCAAUUUUACCAAGGCAAACAUUCAGUGCUAGGACCCUUACUCCUUAUUCGUCAAUAUUUUCAUUCCUGUUUAAACAAGGCUUUGCUCACCGUCUGUCUCUGAGUGGAAAUGUAAUAUUAAACGCUGGGUAACUAUUGAAUUAUUUAGUACUAGCUUAGUGUCCUGGCAUCCCAGCUAAUCUGCAGACAUGAGUUCAAACUUCUAAUAAUAACUCCAGUUAAUAUUAAAAGUUUUGGGCUGGCUGACUUCUGAAAUGAGACGUGUUCCUAUCACAUAAUCAGUCUGAAUGAAACCAGUGAUUGAACCAAGAGGAGGUUUGUGACUGAACAGGGAAUUAGAACCCAGAGCCCUCUGACCCCGAGUACAGCACUCUAACCACCACACCACACUGGUUCAAGUAUUAAUCAUUGUACAGUGGUACCUCGGGUUACAGACGCUUCAGGUUACAGACUCCACUAACCCGAAAUAGUACAUCAGGUUAAGAACUUUGCUUCAGGAUGAGAACAGAAAUUGCAUGGUGGCGGCACGGCAGCAGCAGGAGGCCCCAUUACCUAAAGUGGUACCUCAGGUUAAGAACAGUUUGGGUUAAGAACUGACCUCCAGAACUAAUUAAGUUCUUAACCUGAGGUAGGUAAAGGUAAAGGGACCCCUGACCAUUAGGUCCAGUCAUGGCCGACUCUGGGGUUGCGGCGCUCAUCUCUCUUUAUUGGCCAAGGGAGCUGGUGUACAGUUUCUGGGUCAUGUGGCCAGCAUGACUAAGCCGUUUCUGGCAAACCAGAGCAGUGCACGGAAACGCCAUUUACCUUCCCGCUGGAGUGGUACCUAUUUAUCUACUUGCACUUUGACAUGCUUUCGAACUGCUAGGUUGGCAGGAGCUGGGACCGAGCAACGGGAGCUCACCCCGUCGUGGGGAUUCAAACCACCAGCCUUCUGAUCAGCAAGUCCUAGGCUCUGUGGUUUAACCCACAGCGCCACCCGCGUCCCCUUAACCCAAGGUACCACUGUAUAAUUAUAGCUAUUUGGACAGUGAUAAAUUGUUACACUUUUCUAAGUGGUAGGAAGUUCAAGGGCAGUCCUCUUUAUAAGGUUUCUUUCUUUGUAAAGGAGCAAGCUGGUGAUCUACAGUGUGAUGUAUUUGUAAUAACUGUUUCUUUAUAAAUACUUGAGCAGGGCGUAUAGGAAGCAACCAAAUCCUUAAAGCAGGGCAGCAAAACCAAUUGCCAUGCUGACCGUGGAGAAGCAGUAAAGAAAACUGAAAGUGUGGCCAGCCAGUAGCCAUUAUAACUUGAUUUGAUCCUGCCUUUUUCUUUCUAGAUAAAAUACAAGCAGGAUUUUUCAAAGAUGAAAGGAGCAGCUCACUACCAUUCUCUUUCUGCCCAAGAAAACCUAGUUCUUAAGCAAGCCCAGAAUGUGAACAAGUUGUACAGUGAGGUAAGAAGGCCAGAUGUAAAUUUUAUCAGGACACCCACACUGGUUUGUCAGAGAAACAAAUUGCAUGGAAUUUGAUGGGAUUUACUUCAUAAGCUGAUGUGUGUCUACUCAGAAGUAAGUCCCAUGGCGUGAAUUGCUGCUUCCUCCUGGUUAAGUGUGGCCUUAAGCAUUUAAUUGAGAUUGAAAUCACAUCCACACCAAACAAUCUGAGAGCUCUUAUACCAGUUUAAAGUCAUGGAAAAUCCUGGGAAUUGCUGUUUGUUCAGGGUAGCUCAGUGAGGCCAGCACUUAGCAAACUACAGUUCCCUUGAAAUUCCCUUGAAAUUCUCCAUGACUGCUUUAAAUGUAUGGCAUGGAUGUGACCAGAAUCCCAGCAGGACUUUUGCCUGCCUAACUCUCUUUGAAAUAUGCACCAUAUCCUCAUGGCAUACAGGACAUUUCAGAUUUCUUUCAUGCUGACCAACAUGAUGUUUGUCCCCUUUGUUUAUUAUGAGAGUGAGUAUUGCUAUGCAAUAAAGCAGCUUCUUAUUUCGCUUAUUGCGGGAUGUAACUGAAAUACAUAGCCAGCCAUUGAAUAUAUUUUCACUUCUCACUGUUCUAAAUUCUCAUUUUGCAGGUGGGCUAUAAGAAGGAUCUAGAAAGCAGCAAAGGCCACAGUAUUAACUACUGCGAGACCCCUCAGUUCAGGAAUGUUAGCAAGAUCUCAAAAUACACCAGUGAUGUAAGUCCUCAGUCAUUUGCAUGCAAUUCUGAGAAAGCUUAAUGUAGUCACUGUGGGAAUCGCAGUUUGUACAUAUGUGAAUUCAAGAUAAGAACAGGAAAUCUGGGUAAAAACAGGGCUGGGUGUUUGAAUUUAGAAAUCUUUACAGGGAAGAAAAGGUACAAUUAAUUUAUCAGUAAUCCAAUCAAACAGUUAUUUGUUAUUUGUAAAUGUUUAUGGUCUCAUCUCUGUUUCUUGGUGGGUUCUUAAUACCACCAGGUCACCUCAGACAACACUGUCUGAGUGCAAAUUACAGAACAGAAUAUGGACCAAGUCAUCUGCUUAUAACUUCAGAUAUAGGAAGAUAUUUUUGUUGAAUUCAACACAUUAUCCUUUAUAAACAAAAGGUGUCAGAGGAGCUACAUUGCGCUUCUUGGCAUCAUUUUUUUUGCUAAGUCCCUUUAAAAUCAAUGGAAUUUAAGAAUUAAGCUUGAAAAUCAAACUUUCAGAUACAAUGGAACCUUGGGUUACAUACUGUCCUCCUUACGAACGCUUCGUGUUACGAGCUCUGCUAACCCGGAAGUAGGUGUUCCGGGUAGCGAACUUUGCCCCGGGAUGUGAGCGGAAGUCGUGUGCCAGCGGCACGGCGGCAGCAGGAGGCCCCAUUAGUGAAAGCGCACCUCAGGUUAAGAACGGUUUUGGGUUAAGAACAGACCUCUGGAACAAAUUAAGUUCUUAAAUGGAGGUAGCACUGUACAGUGGUACCUCGGGUUACAUACACUUCAGGUUACAGACUCCGCUAACCCAGAAAUAGUACCUCGGGUUAAGAACUUUGUUUCAGGGUGAGAACAAAAAUCAUGCUCCGGUGGCGUGGCAGCAGCAGGAGGCCCCAUUAGCUAAAGUGGUGCUUCAGGUUAAGAACAGUUUCAGGUUAAGAACGGACCUCCGGAACGAAUUAAGUACUUAACCCAAGGUACCACUGUUUAGACAUUAAUCACUGGAUUAGGCAAAAUAUCCUUAAAAGGCAGAAAAAGUCAACCAUAGCUAUUCUAAAUAUAUUCUUGAUAAACAAUAAAGUUGAAUUGCUUUCCAUUUCUGUGGUGUGGCACUAAAAUAGGAAAGUUCUUUAUGGGUGGGAUUCACUAUGGCAAACAUUCCACCUGUGCAAACAUAUCAGCAUCCUAGAUGGGGCAAUCCUUACUCACCUCCUCCUGUGUGCUGUUCUGUGCAGGGCUGCCCAAUGACUAAGCAAGCAGGCCCUGGCUUAAGACCUUGCUAUGGAAGGAUUUGUUCACUGUAUUUGGGACCAAGGAGAAAUUUUCCUUCAGACAAAUUGGGCCUGUCUGGGGGUUUUGCCUACCUCAUAGCAAUUGUCACAACUUGAUGGGAGAUAAGGCAUGGGUGUGUAUCCUAGUUGGACGAUGUGGUCAGAACCACCGCCAGCCCAAGGAAGCAGAUCCCGUUAAAGGGAUCCAGGGUGGAGAUGUUUCUGUCCAGACACCCAGACUGGGGCUGAUGCACCAUGGCUGCAUCCACAUGAUCUUGGACAGCCUCACCCUGAUUUGGUGUGUGUCAUAGGGCAAUCCGUAACCUUGGUUAACCCUGCCAAAGAUAAUCAAGCAGCAGAUGGGUUGGUUGAUUCAGGAUACAAAUACAGUGUUUGCGCCAAAACCUGUUGCCCUCUGUAAUCAACAAAGUUGUGGCCCAUUUAAUUUAUUGAAAUUCUUGGGGUCACUGUCUGCACCUUCACUGCCCCUGGGCAAAAGUCUUUGUGUAGGGCUUCCAUUGAGAGGGUUCAUGAGGUGAAUCCUACCCUAUGCCUUGCUCAUUUUCUUUGCAAUAUAAAAUAAGGGAACUUCUGUGUCUGAGAGGAGGCUUGUUUUUGUACGCAGCUCAAGUACAAAGAGCAUUACCAGAACCAGAAAGGUCAUUAUGAAGGAGUUGGCAUAGACAGACGCACAGCACAUGCCAUGAAGGUUGGAAGUCUGGCAAGCAACGUAAGUUGUUGUAAAUGCUUCGGCAAUAUACUAUUUUGAUACGGCUUCUCAUCUUAGUAGGGUCAAAUGAAGGGUAGCCAUAGGUUUGAUUCCUUCUGGGGAGGUGAAAGUGUUAGCAGGAAAUAUGAAAAUGGGGGGGAGAAACUGUGUUUGUAAAUAAUAUUGAAGUACCUAUACGCUACCAGUGAACUUUGCAUGAAUUGGAUAGCAUGCCUGCAUUAUGUUGCUGGAUCACUGGUGCAAUAUUAUGGUUUGCAGCUUUUUACUUACACAGCAGGUAGCACAACUCUCCAUAGGAUUUAACUAAACAAACUUCACACACACACACACACAAAAUUAAUGCAGUUUAAUUGCUGUAACAGUGAGCUAUGGGAUUGGGCCUUAAGAGGCUUGUGUUUUGUUCUGCAGCAGACUAGGCAUUUUUUCCCUAUUGGUUGUUAAGGUCACACAACAUCUUCCAGCAUCCAUGCCAUUUGUCUUGGUUUAUUUAUUAUUGGCUUCACUGAGGUGCCAUUUCAUUAUUUAAUACUUUUAUUUAUAAAAUUUGUUACACACUUUUCAUUAUAAAAUAAUCCCAAAGUAGGGUUCAAUAAACAAUAAAACACAAUAAAAUCACACCAUCUGUAAAUAGAUAGGAGUAUUCACUCAGUUUUGACCAAACUGCGGGAGGCAGUGGAAGACAGGGGUGCCUGGCGUGCUCUGGUCCAUGGGGUCACGAAGAGUCGGACACGACUAAAUGACUAAACAACAACAAAUGCACUCAGUAAUGACCGUUCCCCACAUUAAAUGGGGGGGCACCCUUUGAGUGGUCGCGCGCAGCCUCCUGAACCCUGUGCGGCACCAUUAACACAGGCUUGGCUUUGCCUUCCCCAGGUGGGAUACCUGGAGGUCUCCACCUACCUCAGCCAGUUGCCCAAUUCCGCCUGGGGAGGCGUUGCCAAGGUGAUCAGGCAAGGUAGAGGGAGGGACCACCCUGCCCACACAACACUAAAAUAACCAUCACAGUAUGCAGUGACAUAGGUUCAACUAAAAUCCUAGAUGAAUAAAUAGUUGGCAUCAAAAGCUUGUAAGGUUCUGUGCCAACUGUAGCUUAAGGGGAAGGGAGUUCCUGCACUGAAUGAUGGGUGCCUGUGUUGAGACGUUGUGUACCAUGUCUUGAAAUGCGCUAUUUGAAGCUCUGUGAGAAGCACAAAAAGUAAGCAUGAAGAUAAAAGCAAUGUGUCACAGGUGGAAGUUAAGGUAAUGUUUCUGCGGUUGGCACUGGAUUAAUUGUGCAGCUGAAAAAGAAUCAAUUAGCAGUUAAACUAUGCAAAUAAUUUCAUUUUCUUUGGCAUUAACGCCACUGAAUUUACUUUGUUGCUUGUGUUUAAUAUUAAUAUUACUGGGUUUUUUUUUUCUUUUCUCUUGUCUGAUAAUUAUUCAGAACAAAUGACAGCUUUAAAAAAAGUUGAUUCUUUUUGUUCUCCUUCUUCCAGAUAGCCUAUAAAUCUGAUUACACACACGAUGAUGUUGACUACAAUUACCCAGCCACCCUCACUCCUUCAUACCAGACAACAAGGAAGCUGAUCCCUUUGAAAGAUGUAAAUAGCCUUCUGAAUUCUCACCCUUCUGCUUGCAUGGGAUGGAGUAUGAUUUGCAGUCUGUAUAAGGCAGUAAUUUAAUUACAGUGACAAAUAUAGCUGAUGAUAACAGCGCCCUGAAAGAAAGAGAUAAAAGUUGUUUUCCAGUUGGUAGACUCAUAAAUUCUCAGGGCACUGGAGAUGAGAUAUCUAACCUUCUGCAUUUAGCUGUCCUAGUGUCAAUCCUUUUUUGUUGUAAUCCCAAAGUGAUUACAGUAAUCCCAUAAUUUGCAUCCAUUUAACUUGUGUGCAUUCAGCUUUACAUAUGUGACAAAAAAAUUAAAAAUUAAAAAGGGGGUGGAAAGGGGGCAGGGUUUCAGGAAAAAUGACUUCGGCAAUCCUACCUGCCAUUGAACCCAAUGGGUCUUGACAAUGUGCAAUUUUGGCUUUAUGAGCAAUCUCCAGAACGUAACCCCUGCAUAGUUUGCGGGUCUAUUGAACUACUGCUUCCCAUGGUGGUAGUUCCACACUACAAAAUGUAUAUUGCUUUUAUACUAAUUUAACAACCACUUCCAAAAAAGGACUUGGACUGCAGUCUUAACCCCACCCAUCUGAGAGUAAGUCCCUUUGAAUUCGGAAUGACUUACUUCUGACUAGACAGGGUUAGGGUUGCACCGUUUACAUUUAUAUCCCACUUCUCUACCCCCUUGGAACUCAUGACAGCAUAUACCGAGUUUUCAGGAAGUCUCCCAUGCAGAAUCAGAUUUGCUUAGAUUUUUGCAUCUUGUGCCUUUGGAGCAUGCCAUGAGAAAUAUAUUUGGGUGAAAGUGGUGCAAACUCUCUUAAAAUUCCUUACACCCCCUUACUCAGGCUUCCUCAACCUUGGCCCUCUAGAUGUUUUUUGGCCUACAACUCCCAUGAUCCCUAGCUAGCAGGACCAGUGGUGAGGGAUAAUGGGAAUUGUAGUCUGAAGACAACUGGAGGGCCGAGUUUGAGGAAGCCUGCCCUUACUGAACCACAGGUCCCAGGAUUCCCUGAUGAUAAGAAAAGAGUCAUUAACUCUCACUUCAAAGAGCAUAAACAAGGGAUUGGUUAUAGCCUUAUUUCCCUCUUUCUGGUCACUUCCUAUCUUUUCAGGUUACACCUGACUAGAAAGAGUGUCUGAUGGCAUGCACUAAUGUUCGGUUGAAAAACAUGUCUGCAAAUGCCUAAGGGAUCCCCGUCUGUUGUGUGAGGAUGAAUUUCACACAGGACAAAACAGGCUUUGCCGGUUUUGCCUUUUUAACCUUAUUGAUUAUCUGUAGACCACUGAUGCUACAUAUUUCCGAUGUUUACUUUAUUCCACUGGGAACAGGCUCAAUACUAAGGCUAUAGCUACAUCACAGAUGUUAACUGGAGAACAGCCAUUACUUUUAUUAUAUCUGGGCAUUGAAGCUUAGGAAACCAUUGUGCCAUAUAAGCUGCCUGCCAUUUCAAACCUUGGUCCAUUUAGCUCAGCACUGUCACCACUGGGAAUGCCAGGAGUUGAACCUUAUGCAUGCUGUACCAUUUAGCAUUUCACAUAACUCCUCAUUUAUUUAGAAGGUUAAAAAAUACUCUCUACACAUUCUAAAUUACACUAAGAAUUCAAAGGUAGUUAAGAGGAGAUUUUAUGGGGUCAACAGCUCAAUCAUGUGCUCUGCUCUGCUAGCAGAACAGUCCACGCAAAAGUGGAGUUGUAUUAGAUAUGUAAAGAAAAAUGUUACGUGUAUAGCUUUCAAGUAACAGCCCCUGCACCUCAAGUUCAAUGAAGCCCUGGUAUAUGGCAGUUUGAGUGACAAAGAGUCAGACAGCAGGAUGACCAGGCAGAGAGGUGUAGAGAUUUCCUUUAUAAACUAGAAUUCUGUAGAGGAGAGGAUUUCAGAGGUGCAGCGUGACACUUGAGGAUCUAUAAAGUGGCAUCUGUUGAAAUGUCCUGUUCUACACAAGUGGUUUUCAUAGCCACAGUUCCUUUUCCACAAAACAAAAACAACGGUUUAUUACUAGAGAGUCCUGCCCUUCUUUCCACCAUGUACAGCCAGACCAAAUUUCAUCAUUGUUUCAUCCAUUUAAAACAAAACAAAACGUGGAAUAUCAGUAGAAAAUUGCACUGAACACUCCAGAUCAUCUGCCAAUGUGAGAACUGGACAUCAAAACAGAAACAGUGAAUUAAUUGUUUCACUUAUACUGAUCAUAUUAGAUAAGUUAUACAUUUUUUAAUGGAAGAUAUGUAAGAAUGGACUCUGUAGCAUCAAAUAAAAUUUGGAUGCCACAUCCCCUUUUUUUUUAAAAAAAGAGAAGGUGGGGGAAAAAAACUCUCACUAAAUCAACUACUUUAAAGUAGCAUACAAUUUGCAUUUUAGUGAGAAGGUAAUUAACUAGGGCAAAUAUUAAUUAAAGCCUGCCGAGAAUAAUAAUUGUAUCCUGUAGUGUAACAUGGAGGUCUUUGGGAAGAAUAGGCUUAAAGGGAAACCUCACCAUGACAUUUUAUCUUGCAUAAUGUGGAUUUAAUAUACUGCUUUGUAUGGGUUCGUAUUGUUACUGCUGCCUUCAUAUAUUAGCAAGUUAGUGGGCUCUGACCUUAUCAGUCGCUGACUUUGAAAUAACGUUUUUGCCUUAUUAAGAUUUUUCACGACACUCUGCAUAUAUAGCUUCUUCUAUUUAAUGAUUUCCCUUUAUAUUUUUAAAUAUUUAAAACCACAAUUUAAGAGAAUUGAAAAGGCUAACCAAUUAAAAAUGCUGGCAAAUGAAAGUGAGCAAGAGACAGAAAGAAAGCUGUUAAUUUUAUAUAAAUACCAGACCAAUGAAAUUGCACUGUAGUUAAAAAAACAAGCAAAAAACCCCACAGGAUUUCUGCUUUUGGUUAACUGCUGUGAAUAUUCUAGAUAACGAUAUAUUUGCCAUUUGUAGUAAAAGCUACCUUGAGAAUUGCUUUACUAAACCUUUUGUGGUAGUCAUAAUGUGUUUCUCCAUUUUUUAAUUUAGGUAAACUAUAAGCAAAGUAUAGACAAGCUGAAAUACAGCUCUGUUACCAGCACACCUCAGAUUGUUCAAGCGAAAAUCAAUGCUCAGCAGCUUAGUGAUGUAAGUCCUAUUUCCAUUGUACCCCAACGCAUGAGAAGUAUUACAUAAAUAAGAAGGUAUCUUGCAGUUGUCCCAUGGAUAACAUUUUGUAAGUAAAAGGCAUCCUGGGGAGUCAGUUUCAGAGCCUCCGUAAGAAGUAUUGCAUCCUCAAAUUUAGGCAGAUUUAUUUUUUAUUAUUGUUCAGACAUUUAUUGAAAAAUAAGCCAGGGGGUAGUCAUAGUCACUCUUCAUAUAAUUUCAAAUUUUAUUUCCUAACGACUUUUUAAGAAUGGCUUUUAACAAUUAACACUCCUCUUGCCGUUAAAUAUCAUUGUAUUUGACAUGUUGAAUAUGCUUUUGAUUGUUUGGCAGCUGAACUACCGAGCCCAGUAUGAGAAAACCAAAACACAAUAUACUUUGCCACAGGAUGUCCCACAGUUAGUCAAGGCCAAAGCCAAUGCGGAAUUAUACAGUGAGGUAAGGGAACCUACAAAUAUACAUUUGCAUAAUAUACCCAAAGAUGUGAUUUUCAUUAGAAACAUAAGUCACACGCUGCGCUAGCUGAUUUUAUAGUUUGUUGAGUGAAUUGCCUGCUAGUUUUUUUGCCUAUCUUUAUUCACAUUAAUGACUUACUACUGUAUUUCCUUCCCUCAGAUUAAGUAUAAAGAAGGCUGGCAGAAAAGCAGGGGCCACGGCUUUGAAAUGAAUUUGGAUUCCAUGUCUUUGCUCGCUGCCAAAGCUUCAAGGGAUCUUGCCAGUGAUGUAGGUUAUACGUAUUUAUCUAGGGCAUAUUACUAAGAGACGUCUACAAUAAUAUAGAGAAAUGAAAACAUGUUGAGUUGGGGCUUUAAGAUGGAAAUUUCCUUAAAAAAUAAUCUGUCACAAACUCUGAUAAACUAACGGAGAAAUGUAAUAAACAUUCUAGUUAUCUGACUUACCUUCGUGUUUGAAAGUGGCUCUUUAAAUUGGCUAAAACCUAAAAUAAAUAAUUAUAAAGUGAAUAUAUUUCCAGAUUUGAAAAUUUGACCUGCUGUUUGAAAUAUCUUAAUGAGCCAGUGAUGCUUUCAUCCUCAAGGGCCAAAAGAAUGGGUGGCAUCCAUUGUUGCAAGAGCAGACUUUCAAUCACCCAAUUGAAUUUCCCUUUCCUCAUCUCAGCCUUGCCUCCCUAAUCUGCUCUGCUGAGCAGAUUUGGAGUACACAGGUGGCUGCAAGGAGGAGGAGAGGAAGGGAAAGUCCUGUUGCAUGAGAAGAAAUGUGUUGUCCUUGAGGAGGGACACAUAUGUAAGUCACCCAUUUUCUUUUCCUCCAUUUUACAAUAUUUUCAGACAGUGUCAUUCUGUACAGUCGUACCUUGGUUGUCGAACACCUUGGUACUCGGACGUUUUGGCUCCCGAACGCUUUAAAUCCGGAAGUGAGUGUUCCGGUUUGCGAACGUUUUUUAGAAGCCAAACGUCCAAUGCAGCUUCUGAUUGAGUGCAGGAAGCUCCUGCAGCCAAUCGGAAGCCGCGCCUUGGUUUUCGAACCGUUCCGGGAGUCGAAUGGACCUCCCGGAACAGAUUAAGUUUGACAACCAAGGUACCACUGUAGUCUGCUUUAUUUAUUUCACUUAUAUUUACUUUUAAGACUAUAUUUUCUAGACAUUGUUACUACCUAUAUAUCCAUACAAGAUUAACUUAUCUUCCUUUGCAAUUAUUUGAAGAAUCUCACAUUUCCCAGUGUAAUCUCUCAAUUUCUUCCCACAUUAGUUUAGUUGUUCCAUUUGAGCCUUUUUUUUUUUUUGCUAUAGUUUAAAAUGCAACAGAAAGUGUACUACUACUUGGCAGACAAACUGGAUGAGAUUUGAGCAGUUGGCUUUUCUUUUUUGUCAGUAGAAAAUUUAAGGGGAAGAGGUUCUUCUUUAAAGAGCACUGUUAAAAGAAAGAUGCAGUUUGGCUGGCAUUUAUCUGUCUUUUGAGCAAAAUGUUGCCUCUUUUCUCCACAGAUUAAAUACAAAGAAGAAUAUGAGAAAACAAAAGGAAAAGCAAUGGCAACCAAAGAUUCAAGACUUAUUCACUCUUUACAAGUAGCCAAAAUGAGCAGUGAGGUAAAUGGCUUCCCAUUACUAUUUUAAAUUUAGUUUUUAAUGAUGAAACUCCUACUCUCAUUAUUACCUUGGGAUUUAUAUAUCCUUUACUGCACAUAGUAACAAAAAAUACCUCUUCCUGUUGUAUCUAGUAAGAGGGUGGUUGUACAAAACUCAUGGUUAUGUGAGCAGAAGCAUGUCAUAGACUCAUUAAAAACUCUCCCCUUCCAGGCCCUUCUAGUUUUCCCCCUUCUUUUCCUGACCAUCUGGACCAUCGCUUGCCAUGGUUAUUGCCAAUAAAGAACUCAAAAAGAAAAAUGAGUCCUUCAAUGCUUCAAAGCUGUUACAGUUUAUUGUUGUAACAGAAAAUAAUAAACGUAAAAAUGGUUCACCUUAAUCAGGGUUUGCAAAAUCAACCAUGGUUAGCACCAACAGAGAUGUAAUGUUGCACCGUGGUUAACAGUCGUGAAUAGAUUCACACAGAUGAGUGGAGAGGGAGAAAGUGCAUGCGGUCACUUUGCACUCCUAAUCUCUUGUGCAUGUUCAGAAAAUGGAUAAUGUUGGUUCUGCACCAGGCCCUAGUUCCAAGAAAUACUGCAUUGAAAUCUUUGUUAAAAAUAAACAAGGCUUGCAGUUCUGUGCCUAUGCACUUUACUGUAAACCCCAUUGAAAUCAGUGGGAUUUACAUCUGAGAUUGUAUACAUAAGAUCAUUAUGUUGUUAACUUUAAUGUAAAGUGAACACCGACACAUUUUUGUGUGUGGAGAUAAAGCAUAAAACAUUUCGCACGCUAUAUACAUAAUGAUAAUGAAUGAUAAAUGUAUGUUAAGUGAUGCUGAGAAACAGUGAGCCGCUACAGGUAUCUGAAAGAAGCAUUCACAACCAGGUCAUAAAGGUUGGAUCAGAACUUCAGUCUUUUCAAGCCUCAAUCAGGGAAGCAUGAAUCUGUAUACAGCAAUUAUAUUCUAAAGAGUAAGACUGUUGGAUAUAUAGUAGAGAUGGUUGCUAUUAUUCUCCUGCUGUUUUCACCUAUACUCUUUUUGUAAAAUGUUGAAUGCAAUAUUUUGAUAUUCCCUAGAUUGCAUAUAAAAAAGAAUCUGAGAAGAAUAAAGCUCAUUUCCACUUACCAAUGGACAUGAUAAACUUGGAACAUGCCAAGAAGGCCCAGACUCUGGCUAGUGACCUCGACUAUAGGAAGAAAUUUCAUGAAUAUACGGUGGUUCCAGAAGACCUAAAGACACAGUGGGCCAAAAAAGCCUAUGGACUACAGAGUGAGGUAGGAGCAAAGGUCGAAAGCUGGUGAUGGCAGUGGUGUUACCAGAAUUUAUUGACUGCAAGGGUAGCCAAUGUGGUGCCUUCCAGAUGUUGCUGUUAGCCCCAGGGCAGGGAUGAAGGAAAUUGUAGUCCAAGAAUGUCUGGAGGGCAAUUUGUUAGCUACUAUUGUUUCCGAAUAGCUCAACUCUUUGUCAUUACAAGCCAGAUGUUAUAUUAAACCAAUCCAUAGGUCUCAUAUGGGAAUGCAGAUAACUCAAGUGUCAAAUUCAAUCCAAUUUAAAUUUUGUUCAAUAGAAGAUAUUAACUUUUAGUGGAAAGACUUUGCAGGAAGACAGCUUUAAGCAGAGUUCUAAUGCUUGCCAUCAGUAUUUGUGUGGAAGAGAAUUUGUAGGUAAUAACAAAGGCUAUAACUUAAGGACUUGUCACCCAUGGCUGGCAAAAUCAUGUCUUUUUGUGAUACAACUAAAUCUACCUACCUGCUGUAGGAGCCAACUCCUAGUGGCCGAGGUCCAUUUCCCCCCCCAAUAAUAUAUUUGUGGGGGCUGGAAUGGGUAUUGCCAUUCAAAUGGAGUGCAUUCAUUGCGUCUUGUGGUCGAUUAUAUGGGACGGGGCUUACCUGUCCCCCCCUAAUAUUUUAUUCAGGUUGUUAGCCCUGCUGCCUGCCUACCUAAUCAGUCUGUGAAAUAAUGAGCUUUCUUUUGUCUUCAGCUUCAGUACAAGACAGACCUUACAUGGAUGAAGGGAGUUGGGUGGAUAGCAGACGGGAGUCUCAAUAUUGAGCAAGCAAAGAAAGCAGGAGAACUUAUUAGUGAGGUAUGUCUCUUGAUUUUCCUGUUAAGUAUAAUAAAGUCUGGCAGGACCUUCCUGGAAGAUGGAAGUAGACUGAAAUAUUUUGAAACAAUGGCACUGUAUUAUAAUUGGGUGGUUUAUCAAGUCCCUGGAAAACUGUCAUGCAUGCCUGUUGGGUUGAGUUUGGCUUCUUCGGUUACAAGUUCUGCUAACUUAUCAAAGAAAAACAGAAAUUAAAAGAAAGAAAAUUAGAAGAUAUGUAAGAGUGAAAAGAAGGAAUAGGAGCUAGUCUGGCUUAUUUAAAGUUGCCAGUGAUUAUGAUAUUGUAGAUCCUUGACAUCAGGCUAUGCAGGUAUUCUGAAGUUGAGGCAGGAAGAAACAUCUGUGCUCAGAUCUAAUAUCUUGCAAGGAAGCAAAUUGACAUCUACUGCUGGGGUUUGCCACAUAAAUACUUAUUGUCAAAAAUGUUGAACCCAGCCAUGAUAAGGUGACACAAUUCUUCAUUUCUGAACUGUAUAAAAGGUAUAUCAGUUGAAAACUAACACGUACCUUGGAUGCUUCUGUUUCCAGCCAAGGAGUUGGCAUUUUGUUAUUCUUUGUAUGACAUCAUAUAGAGCGAAACAUAAUUUUUGAAAACAACUCGUUCCUAAUAUGCCUCACUCUCUCCCACAUCUUGAAUGUGGAAUAAUGAGCAUCUCUUUGAAAUCUUUAUGCACUUUAAUGAAAAUAAAUCAAUCUCAUUCUUAUUUUCAGCUGGGAACAUCACAGGGCAAGAGAGGGUGUGUUUGCUCUGAGACAGGGUCUUCCCCUGCAGAAAUGCCAAGUUGAGGCGUGCAUGUAACACAUACCCUGGAGUUGGUUGUGUGUUUGAUUGAUGAAUUGUUAGUACAAGAGAAUCACAUGAAGUAUGCAAAAGAAUGUGCCUCUUCUUUAUCAACAGACAUUACUGUGAAAAGGCUGUCUUUUUCUUCCUCUUACGGUGUUUUUGACAGCAACAAAUUCGGGCCUCAUUCAGAAAUAACAUGGUUUCUGUUAUGUUGAGCAUUUGCCACAGAUGUUGAAAAGCAAUGCAGAUUGUGAACUUUUCAGGGCUGCAUUUUUCAUGGCUUAGCUCUCAGCAGUGCAGCAGGAGCCCACGAGGAGCAAAGCAGCGAUGAUUUCUGCCCUGUGUACCAUUAUACUGUUUGUUGAACUAUAAACCAUAGUUAGGCUUGGCUCUAGUUGAAAGCAACUUAUGAAGUAGGCAUGUGUGUGUGGACAAAAAAAGAACCUGGUUCAUGUUGAAACCAAAUAGCUAAAAUGAUCCAUUGGGGUGGGGUGGGUGGAAUAAUUAAUCAGUGUAAAAUGAUAGCAUAAAAGCUGGGAAACAGAAUGGUUAUUCUACUUUAUGUACUCCACCACUGUGUUAUCUGAGUAACCUUGCCUCUAUUUCUGAGUUGGUUUUAACAUGAAAAGAUUGUGUUGUUGUUGCUAGUGCUGGGAGUAAGUGGAAGGCAUAACUUGUCGAUUUUUUUUACCUUUGAGAAAUGUGGUAAUGUUAUCUAUACCAUCUUUUUUUAAAAAUGCAUUUCAAUUAGAAAAAGUACAGACAGAAGGCUGAUGCUCUAAAGUUCACAAGUGUGGCAGACAGUUCCCAGAUCAAACAUGCGAAGAAAAGCCAGGAACUGCAGAGUGAUGUGAGUCUCCUACUUUACCUUCUCUCCACACAGAUUCUUUAUCAUUAAAACGGGUAAUUCUUGGGGACAGGCACCACCACUGAAAAAGCAAUAGGAUCCAGCCACGGAAAUUUGUCAUUGCUUUACAUAGUUUUGAGGUGUACUUCUAAGAUUUUUUUGAACUCCCUGUACUUCUGCAGGUAGAAAACCUUUAAACCCAAAGGGUUAUCAAGAGGCGUGCUGACCAGGUUUCAGAUACUAUGGUGAUAAAGGCCAUGUACCUAACUAGAGAGAAAAAGACUAAAUUGGAUCUUUUAGAACAUCUGCAUGGACCUCUGCGGCUGUUCUUCCUCAGUGAGGCUAUUCUUUCUGUCAUUAAAAAUACACUGCCUGUCUUGCGUGGUACCUGGAUUAGAUUGUCUGCACAUGGCUUCAUUUUAAAAUAUUUUCCAUUGCUUAGACUUUAUUUAAUAAUAAUUAUUAUUAAUAAUAAUAAUCCAGUUUCAUUCCCCUUAGACCAAUGUUUUGCCUUUACACAAUAAGGGAAAUCAGUGUUUUAUUUAGUGCAGAAGUGGAGAAUCUGUGGUCCUCCAGAUGUUGCUGGACUACAAGUCCCAUCAUCCCUUAUCAUAGGCUGGUGCUGAUGUGAGUUGUAGUCCAGCAACUUCUGGAGCACCACAGGCUCCGCACCACUGUUUGAGCAGUAUUGCUUUCACCAGUAUAGGUUAGCAAUGUAGUGUAGCUGUACAAUAUAGCUUUCAAUCCAGUAGCUAGCACAAGUGAGGCCAUGGAGCAGGGGUGGGGAAUCAUUGGCCCUCCAAGGACUACAACUCCCACCCUUUCUGACCAUUGGUUACUAUGGACUCCAACAUCAUCUGGAGGGCUGAGUGUUCACUAUCCCUGUCUUGGUGUUUGGGGAAAUGGCAGAAGUGGGCCACCAUCGUUUAAAGAGCAUUUGAAACACAUUCUUUCUCUUAAAUAAUUAUGUGCACUGUAGUUUAUCUCUCACAGAGUUAACAGUUCCCAGCAACCCUCAACAAACUGCAGUGCCCGUGUGUGUGGACUGUGCUUCAAACAUGCUUUUAAGGCACAUCCCUCAGUUUAAGCGAAACUAUUGUCUAGUGAGGGUUUCAGACUGAGGUAAAAGACACAGUCAGAUAGCCAGUCAUUUCACAAGUGUUUUAGCACUCAUGCUCUUUCAUCUUUCUUUUCAUUUUAUUCUUUGAUAUCAACCAUAAUUGUUCAGUCUAAAACAUAAAUUGAUUUUGAGGCAACUUAAAAAAAAAAAAAUCAUUGACGGUACAAACCAUACACUAACUGGAUGUAAGUAUCCAGGAAGUUAAUCUUUGAAAAUUGUUACGUAUUGCUUCUUAAAACAAAUACGGUAUGCCCAGUGCUGAUACUGUUUGGUCUGCCUUUGUAAACAGGUUGCAUACAGGUCAGGAAAAGAGGGUUUUCUUCAUAAUUACAGCAUCAGCAAAGAUGAGCCCCUCUUCAUACAAGCCAGAAGAAAUGCAGCAAAUAUCAGUGAGGUAUGGAUGGGUGGGAAUCCUGUGCUUUCAUGCUAUUGAAAUACUUAUUCUGUGGCUAAUGAUUGAUGCUUUCUCAAGAGUGGUUCAAUGCAUAUAUACUAUAAAUGUAUGGUUGUUGGGUUGUUGUUUUUUACCACUUUAACUUUCUUUGAUUCUUUGAUGUGGGAAUUACAGUUUAAUAAGAGUGUUGAGAAUGCAAGCCACUGCCGGAUAACAACAGUUUCCAGGGGGGCUUAGGAGAAGAAAUAACUAUUGGGCUUGUUUUGCUCUGUGUUGUAGUAGUUCUGCCCUUAAACUGCUCUUUCAGCCCUUUAACAUAUACAAUACAGUGGUACCUUGGGUCACACACCCUUCAGGUUACAGACUCCACUAACCCAGAAAUAGUACCUCGGGUUAAGAAUUUUGCUUCAGGAUGAGAACAUAAAUCGCGUGGCAGCGGCAGCGGGAGGCCCCAUUAGCUAAAGUGGUACCUCAGGUUAAGAACAGUUUCAAGUUAAGAACGGACCUUCGGAACGAAUUAAGUUCUUAACCUGAGGUACCACUGUAUUGGUAUGCUAAUGGAGGAACUCCUAACUUUAAGCAGUAGGCAACAUGCAGGUUAGAAUAAGAACAAUUUUAUCCAGUAUUUUAAUAGCUCAUGAAGCCACAGGUUUCUGGUACCAUUUGAAACGUUGGGUGUUACUGUUAUGGCAAUGGUGAUUAGUAACAAAAGAAUAAUUGUGGCAUUAAAAAUCCUUUUAGAAACUGUACAAAAGUAGUUGGGAGAGCCAGAAGGAGAAGGGAUUUGAACUUCAUCUUGAUGCCAUACCAUUCCUGACAGCCAAAGCAAAGAGGGACCUGGCAAGUGAUGUGAGUACCGAUUCAAGUUGAACACACAAGAUGGGAUUCAGUGUCACCCUAAGGCAGUCAUCCCAUCUGGUGUAAUCAUUGGACUGAUCUCCCCUCUCCUCCCCCUGUGCGCUGUCCUGGGGGUUUCUCUCUACCCUCCUGAACAGAUCUGGGGAUGGUGCAGGGGCAAGAGGAGGCUAGUCCUGUUACACUGGCUUCUGCUUGUGCAGCAGCUUAGUUGAAUCCGGUCCAUCGUUCCUCUAGGGAGCUAAAGUGUGCCCCUGUGAGCAGGUCUUAGGAUCUAAUUUAAGGGUAGUGUAGUCUAUAGCAGGGAUGGGGGGACCUCCUGUGACACUCCAUAUGUUGCUGGAAUACAGCUCUCAUUGCCUCUAACCAUUGGCUAUGCUUGCUGGGGCUGAUCAUGGGUUCCUUACCCCUACAUUACCUGAGCUCCAAAACACAGUACAGAGGGCUGACCAAAACAAAUAAACCCCAACCAAAAUGACCUUCCUGUAUGUUCCAGAUGUUGCUGUUGUUCAUUUUAUUUAUAUUAAUUUGAUUCAUAUCUCACCCUUCUUCCUGAAAGAGCCCAGGGCACAGAAAAUUAUAAAGCAAACAAACACAAAAGAUCUCAGAACAGUUACAAACAUUAUCUCAGUGAGCGAUUCUCAGGGUUGUCAGGGGCAGUGUCUGUUGGUCAGAGUAAAUGGGGAUGCUUUUAAUUGUUUUCCUGGAAAACCCACAAAAUUUCCUGGGCAUCCCACAGAGAACCGCUACUGAAAAGACCCUGUCUUGUGUCUCCGCCAGCGAUGUAGACCUCAGUGGCAGCACCACCAACAAGGCCUCACUUGCUGAGAUUGUUUAUAUCAGAUAUAUAUUAUAUCUUUUAAGUACUUGGAUCCCAUGUCAUUUACAGCUUUUUAUGCUAGUCCUACCACCUCGAAUUUGGCCUAGUAGCUCACUGGCAACCAGUACAGCAGUACAAUGGUCUCAUCUGGCUGCCCCACUUACUAGUCCAACAUCCUGCAAGAAGUAGUAUUUAGUCUCCCACAUUAUCAGAUAUUGACACUUUUAUACCUCAAAACACAGGAUUGUCAGGUGGAAUGCUCUGUAAAAAAUGUAUUGCACAAGAAAACUAAGCUAUUGAAUUACCAUUAAACACAAUUCUGUGAAAAAUUUCAGGGGAAGAACUAAACUCUUGUUACUAUGAAAAGUCUUAGGACAUGCUUCCUCAACCUCAGCCCUCCAGAUGUUUUGAGACUACAGUUCCCAUCAUCCCUGACCACUGGUCCUGCUAGCUAGGGAUCAUGGGAGUUGUAGGCCAAAAAACAUCUGGAGGGCCGAGUUUGAGGAAGCCUGUCUUAGGAUCUGAUUCCCAAGCCUCUGAGUGUAGAUAUUACCUGAGCUCCGUAUCUCUUCACUGACCUUUACCUGAAACAAUACAUUUUAUUUAGCUUGUGCUAGUGCUCAAAAGCACAACUUGACCUUUUGAGCUGCAGCUUCCCAGUACCACUCCAAGAUGCUAUGACUUCUGCAGAAAAAAUAAUAAUAACACAAAAGACAAACACUGAAAAUGUGCUGCCCUUUCAUGGCAUGCAAAAGCUGCUCCUCUAGGCAUCUACCUCACUCUCCCUAAUGGUAGGACCGGAUCUGUCUCCUCAAGCUAAAUAAUUGACAACCCAAAUAACAAAGGAACUAUACAUGUUUCUUUGCCAAGUGUGUUGUUCUUUUGGGCUACUGGUUCUGUCAAGAAGGUGCAACACUCUCUAAUGAUGCAAUACUAUGCAUUUUUACUUGGAAGCGAAUCUCAGUGUAUUCAGUGAGAAAUGUGUUUAGGACCUUAGACUGUGGUUCUAAACAAAUUGACUAGUGUGAAUAAGCCCUGCUGAACACAGUAGGACUUAGAUGCAUAGGACUGUGCUAAUAAUGACAUAAAACGUAAAUCAUAUGAUGCAUUUUCAAGUAACACAAAGGCUCCCUGCCCCUGGGAUAAAGCAGUAAAUGAAAAAGAUGCUCCUUUUGGAAACAUUAAAAAAGAGCAUGCAAGCAUCCUCAUUUUGUGCACUUCAACCACAUAUAAAAGUUAGUCCUUAUUACUUGCUUUCUGCUUUUUGUUGAGCGGGAAAAGUAUGCUUUUGAUGUACAGAUGUGUUGUACUUAGACAUAUUAAGCGUGCUUGUCAGUAGUUUUGCAGGAGGCCAAAGUGCCUUUUCUGAAGUAGCCUAUUAAACCGGUUUAUUGAAAUGUUCCAUUUACUUCAACCCGAUGCUGUUGCUUACAAUGGCUUUGAGUUUAUUACCUUUCUUUGUACCUAUGAUCCAUUCCCUCCCCCCACUUUUAACAGGUAAAAUACAAGGAGAGUUAUGAGAAGACGAGAGGAAAGUGGAUUGGGGUGAAAGGUGUGAACGAAGACUCGCAGAUGGCUCACUCGCUUCAUAUGUCGAAGAUGCAGAGUGAUCUGGAAUAUAAAAGGGCGUUUGAGAAUGUAAAGACCCAGUAUAAUGUGUCCAUGGAUAUGAUAAAUAUUGUCCAUGCCAAGAAAGCUCAGGAUUUGGCCACUGAUAGGGGAUACAAGACAAUUCUUCAUCGCUAUACUGCCUUGCCUACAGAUAUGAAGGUGGAAUGGGCAAAGCGGGCAUAUGACUUGCAGAGUGAUGUAAGUUACACAUUGUCUAUUUUUUAAUUAUUUUUUUAAUUUUUUUAUUAUUCAAGAUUUAUAUACCCCUUUUUUUUAAAAAAAACACCCCUCUAAAUAGUUUACAUAAAAGAAUAUAAAAUAUUCAUAAUAAAAUACCAAUUAAAUCACCAUAUGGAAAAGCCUUUCUGGGUUAAUCAAAUAAAUUAAGCGAUUUAAAUGAGAACUCGCAUGCACAGUCAAGUACGGGUUAACUAUUAUGCUAAGAACACUGUUGCACAGGAUCCUGUGCUAUAUUAUUUCAUUAUUUGAAAGAGUCAGACUAUGCCAGUCCCUACUCUGGUCUAGUUCAAAAUCACUACUAGCUUAAAACAUGGCGGCCAUUAGCCAUAACGGGGUAAAGAAUGGCCACAUUUUAAAUUGAGGAGAAAUUUAAAAUAAUUGUAGCUUGGCUAUUAUGGAGCAUAUUUCUGCCCUUUCCCUUCUGCUCCAGCUAAAGACCAAAGGACCAGAUAAGCUGUCCUUUUCAUUUUUAGACCAAAAAAAAGUGAUUACAUUUGUUCAGUGGUGGUUGGUACCUGUUGGAACUGGUAGUGCAGAACACAGGGAGGCCAAUAGUAGAUGGGAACCAGCUGUUGACUGAGACAGAGCCAAUGACAGGUGGAGCCAACUAAUUGUGGCUCCCAUCUCCCUCCCUACUGAGUUCUGCAAGGCCAAAGGAGGAAGGUGACAGCCAGGGCUACCUUCUUGCCUUGUUGUUGUAAGGAGGCAGGCAGAUGGGGGCUGGUUAAGGGAAGGCUGAGGUUGGUGGGCUGGUGCCCUGUUUGCUUUGAGGAACCAUCCUCCACUGCAUUUAUCCUCCAACCCAGCAGUUUGUAUAAUGUUAUGCUAGACCAGGAAAUGAAGGAGCCCUGGAUGUUAUGAAGCUACUGCAGCUUUUCACACUUCUGGUAUAAAGGAAUGUUAUGCUUCUCCCCUAUAUUUGGUCGUAUAGGUGCAAGAUAAAGGUAAACCACAAACACACACCUAUGGAGAUGCCUGUUCCCCCCACCGCCAGGCGUUAUGCCACAAGUUUGAUAAGUGGUUACAUGUUGUCACACAUCGCAAGUUCUGGCAAAUAUCUACCAUCCACCCUAGGGCUGCAAUCAUGUCUGCGCUUACAUGGGAAUAGUCUCAUUGGACCAAGCGGGACUUACUUACAAGUAAACAUGCACAGGAUAGAGUGGAAUAUCUGAUGAGAAAUCUUCCGGAACAUUCCUGCACUGUUUCAGUACUCAAUAUCCCUGCAGUGUUGAUUUAACCACAAACCAUUAGCAAGCUCUAACAGGAGGGUUUUUUAAUAUAAAAAAAUUAAGCUUUUGAAAAACCCUUUCUUUUAAAUCUUAUAGCAGAAAUGUUUGCUGUUGGUGAUAUCACCAUCUCUUUUCUUAACCCCCCCUCCCAUUUCUACCCACAACUGCAAAGAAGUGGAUAAAACAAAAGCAGUCACUAAUUUGGCUCAGCUGGUGUUCUGAUGUGUGAAUUCUUUAGGUGGCAUUUUAAAUGUGCGAGCAGCAACAAUGGGGCAUUUUUCUUUUUCUUUUGUCAGAACCGAUACAGAGCAGAUUUGAACUGGAUGAAAGGCGUCGGAUGGAUCGCCACUGGGUCAUUAAAUGUGAAGCAAGCUAAGAAGGCAGGAGAACUCAUUAGUGAGGUGAGAUUUCAUGACAGCACAUAACAAAACUUGCCGCAUAAUGCGUGCAAAAUGUCUGUAUAAAAUUAAAAUAAUUUCCACUCAAAGGGGGAAAAGAGAAAGGCAUCCCACAUGAAAGCCCUCAAAACCAGGAAUAGGACUCGUAAUUAGAGGGAAGCCAGAUACCAAACACAAAACAGUAGGAGUCCAUAUAGCCUUUGCAAAAACAAAGUAGGUGACAAAUGAUAUCAUGAAUAAUAAUGACAAUCAAACAAUGCUCAAUUGCUACCCCACUAGCUUAGGUUUUUUAAUGAAGUGAAUCAAGAAAAAGCCAUAUAAGGUGUACUUAUAGGCACAGAGAACCUACUUUUAACCAGGUCUCUCUCUCUCUCUCUCUCUCUCUCUCUCUCUCUCACACACACACACACACACACACACACACACUCUCCCAACAAAGAGCAACAAUGCAGCUUGGUGAUGAUUUUGAACACAUUUAAACUGCAUCAUCCACAGUUAGAACCUCUGAGAUUCUAAAGGGUACCAUCACUGACAAUUAUAUUAAUUAUGCUAAGAAGGCCUUUAUGCACACUCAGAUUGAAUACAGAGAGGUGAAGAUGGUACAAUAAGAAGUAUAUAAAUGUCUCAGUCUGAACAUAGGUCUUGUAGGAAGUUUUUAGUGCUUUAGCCAUGGUGGCGCAAAAGAAAUGAAAGUGUACGUUCAAAAUGCAUAUGCCACAGAUAGGAAUCAGAGCCUCUGUCAUACCCACUUGAGUUCAACUCUCUGAAAAUAUUGUUCGUUACUGGCUUCAGUUUCCCAUGAAAGCAUGCCCCUUGCAUCUUCCCUUCAUGUAGCGCUUCUUUUACAAGGACAUUGCAUUUUCAACACCUGAAUGACAGCUCCUGGGAAAUAUUGCUGUUUUGCCUCCUAUUGUUGAAUUAUUUUGCCUCCAGAAGACCCUGUUAAUACAAAAUGCUGUUUUGUGUUUCAGGCCAUUUGAAAAAGAUUUUCCAGUCGUGGGACCUUGGGUAUUUUAGUAGGCGUAGAUCAUCUUGAAAUAUUUUCCUUAAAUUUAAGUGAGAUUUCUUUUAAGGAUUAAUAGGUAAAGGUUAUUGUUAAAUGGAAACAAAUAUUAAUCUGAAAGUUCCUAGGAGAUGAAGCUAAGGAAAGAGGAAUAAUAAUUAUGUUCACAAAUUCACUCUAAUCUCAAGCAACCUAUGAUUUUUUUUCUUUCAAAUAGCAUGAAAGAGCAGCACAAAAUUCACAGCUUUGAUCUUUUUCUGCUCAACAGACGAAGUACCGUCAGCAUCCAUAUGCUUUGAAGUUUACCAGUAUUAAAGACACUCCUGAGAUGAUCCAGGCUAGAAUUAGUUAUAACCAGGCUGUGGAUGUAAGUUAUAAUGUAUAUACAUUAUGAUUAUAAGAGUGGUAUCCUCUUUGAACGACCUCAUUGAAACACAGGCUUUCUUUUUCACUCCCUGUCACUGAGAUCAUUCCUAGGAACCAAGAAAUUUGUGUUCUAAUCAGAUGAACCUUACAAAGGCCACUUUUAAUCAGAAUGGAAACCUUCCAUUCUCCACAGAGCCCAGUGGAAACCCUUGUAUAGAACAUUUAACAUAAAUGAACUUUUGUACAGAUGCAUUUUCAACUGUAUUUUGACUGAUAAAAUUUUAUAUCCGUGAAUUAGAAUAUUUGCAAUCUGUAAUUGGACCAGUGCCGUAUUGUUUUCUUUUGGGAGGUUCCAAAUUUAAACCAAAAAAUCUGAAUGAAUAAUAUUCUCAAACUGGGUAUUGAAAAAUUCAUUCCAGCAGUCAAGGUCACACUCAUUCAAGUCAAUGAGAAUGGGAUCCAAGAAGUUCCCUUGCACUAAUGGACAGACUUUUGAUUCAUCAGAGGUAUUGGCUAAUGAAGGGGUGGUGAUAUCUAUGGAUUCCCCCAUGUGGCCUCUCAUUCCACCUUCCAUCCUGUUCUAGAGGGUUCACCAACUAUCUGAAGGCAUUUUUCAGGGGAAGUUGGGUUCUGAAUGGGGAAGAGGACUCUACCAACAUCUUCUCUAUUCCUCUUCCAAUAGUCAUUUGGUGGGUACCACUGCUGGAUCAAAAGCCUUUCUGUGAGUGCAAGGGCACCAAGUGGAUUCCACCCUGUGAAAAUGUGUGGUCUGCUUCAUAGAGAAUUAUUCCCAUGCGGUCAUAGGCACGGCCAUGCCUGAGGACAAUUGCAUGUUGGGAAAUGCCUUAUCUUGUAGUAUUAAACACCACUACUGUGUUACUUAUUUAAUAAUUUAUUUAAUAUGGGCGGGGUAUAAAUAAUAAUAAUAAUAAUAAUAAUAAUAAUAAUAAUAAUAAUAAUUUGUAUUUUGCAGAGGAUAUAUAAGGAACACGGAGAGAAUGUAAAACAUCAUUACACCCAAACGGCAGAACUUCCUGAGAUCUUUCAAGCUAAACAAAAUGCUGUGAAUAUCAGUGAGGUGAGAUUUCAUUUUGUGCCGUGUCUUGCGGUGACACUUUCAAUAGCAUAUUGUUCUUGGAGACUUCUUUACACUCAUCAUAGCUGGAAUUGAUAACAAUGCAUUUAGAUUUCUGCAUCCUGAGGGUGAUCAUGUUAAGACUAUCUCAGCCCGCAUGCAAGGACUGUCAUUGAAGCAUUAUCCCCUGCCCACAUGCCUUAGUUUCCUCCUUUACUUUUAGGAAAGGCAGCAUAGGAUUGUGUUAUAGGUUGUGUGACUUGGUCUAAAAAGACUUGCUAGGAAGAUGCAGAAGAGCUCAGGAACUAGGGCUGAGGUGAAAACUGCUGAAAAAAGAAUUUUGUCAAUCUUCAUGUGAGUCAGAGAAUAAAUGCUGGUCCCUAAAUGGGGUGGGGUAUAGUGUAAAAAUUUGCUGACAGGUUCAUAGAGAGAGGGAUUACUUCAUUUUCUUUAUAUGCAGCAGCAGUGACUGGCCACCAUUUUCUUUAUGUCAGGAUGCUUCUGGUACAGCAUCAGUCUGGGCCAUUGUGGGGAGGGAAAUGGCAGCUGACACAAACAUUUGUGCUCCCAUAUGAACACUGGCAAUUACCAUUUCCGUUAGUGUCUGGCUGCCAUUCCCCCCCACCCCCAAGAUGCCUUGGAACAGUACUGCAUCUGAUGUAUUUUGUUUAAGAAAACAUCCAUAUUAUUGCCACUGCCUCUGGUGGUAGCAGCGAAAUGAAGCACGAAAGAAAAAGCAACCGCCACUGCUGAAGGCAAGUGCUCUCAAAAUAUGGCCUCCCAGUGUUGCUGCCUGCAGAUGGAGUCAUGAAAUCAUAACUCGGUGGGUUGUAUCCCUGAUUUUUCCGUUUAAACUUACUGGAUUAAAUCCAGACCACAACAUAGUUGGACUUGGGUUCCCAUAGAAACCAGUAGAGCUUAAGGCAUUUGCCCUAUUGAUUUCAUUGUAACCUUAGUUCAAAUAACUGGGGUUGGAUCCAGCACACUGUCAACAGUGAAGUGCAGCAUUGGAAGAGAGCUGUGACCCAAGAUGAGCCUAAAGGUAUAUUUGCCAAAACUAGGAACAAGGGAAUUAAUGCAGGUUUCUUUCUCGGCGUAGGUUCAUGCAUAUGAUUGGGGAGAGAGCUUCAAACUGUUCCCAUUUACUGUCUUAAAACAGAUUUGCUACAAGGAAUCCUGGAAGAAGAUGCAAGAUGGGGGUUAUAAACUGAAACUGGAUGCCAUUCCUUUCCAGACAGCAAAGGCUUCCACUGAGAUUAUAAGUGAUGUAAGUUGAUUUAAUAGCAAUAUUGACUAGUACAAAAUGGGAGAUCUUAGCUGAUAAAAUUCUCCAGGGGGCAAUUGGCAUGGACAGUGGUAAAGCAGAAAGAAAGCCUGUGUUUUAUGUUUGAAGAGAAAAUACAACCAGCUCUUGAUGAUCUCUACAAAUUGUGUGACUGGACUAAAAAAGCAGACAUAAUUCAGUGUUAAGUAAGUGUAUCCUGAUGUAUGUUAGGUACAUAAUGAUAAAUUUGUGUUUUCCUGAGUUUAAUACUUACUUGAAAUAUUUCUUUACCGUCCUUCAUGAUCAAAUUCGCAUUAACAAAUUGGCUACAAUUAAACUGGGGAAAAAUCCUGGGGUUUAGUGAAAAUAGGACCCUAAUGUGCAGUGGUGUAGCAAAGCCGAAUGGAACAUUAACAAGGGUCUUGGGCAGGCUAGAAAAUAAAGCAGCAUAUAACCUGCAUCCUUCCUUAGCUCAAGAGCUGUAAGAUCAACACAGAAAAGUAUUUUUGCUACCAUGCUUUGAAAUAAUCAUAUCCCUUGAGUCAAAAAUAAUGUUAAAGAAGUCCUGAAUGGAGAAGCCUUUUCUCUUAUGGCCUGUUGGGAUAAAAGAACUCUUGGGUUUUAUUAAAUAAUAAAUAUAUAUCUUUAAAUAAAAUUAUUUUAUUAAAUGUAUAACAAACGCAACCAACAGAGUAUUCUGAAAAUUCAACAAAAGAGAAAAAAACAACAAUUGAGCAUGGUCAGGUAUAAGGUAUUGAUGCAAAAGAUAUAAAGAAAAAUAUAACAAGACACUUGUACAAAAGAGGCAAUUCAGCAGUAUUCCAAGAUAAGACAUAAACAGCAGAUCAAAAACUCAUGUAAUCAAAAGUAGUGCCAUAUGAUACUGUAUUUGGUUGGAAUUCAAAUACAGUCAUACCUUGAGUUACAGACGCUUCGGGUUGUGCACCGGGCUGAACCUGGAAGUAUCAGAACUGGUUACUUCCUGGUUUCGGCACUUGCGCAUGCACAGAAGCACCGAAUCGUGACCCGCAUGUGCACAGACGCGUCGCUGCGGGUUGCGAAUGUGCUUCCUGCACGGAUCACGUUUGCAACCCAAGCGUCCACUGUAUAUGAAUUCAUUGUGCCUGAAACCAGGUAGCACAUUGGUUUUUUUAAAUGUUCCUUCUGCAGAUUCUGCUGAAAUUAUAUCCCUCUUCAGAAAUGACAAACCUACAUUCAUUCGAUGCCCGAGUGCGAAUGAAGGCUGCGCCAACUAGCUUGGCCCACCAGAGAUUGCUGCGCAUGCAGUGCAAACAUUUGCAGUAGAGAAGCCUUUCACAUGUACAGCUGUAUAUACUAAGGUUUCCGUGGCAUCUGGAACCACAGUCAAGAAAAGGUCUAGAUUGCAAGGAGCCUGAGCAAGUCUGUGUGAUGAGUUCCCUGCUACAGACAUUCCUACUAAAGGCAUGGAUGCCAGGGGGCAGGGCACAGGCUAGUUGGCACAGCUCCACUCCCUACAUUGAUUGAAUUGGCAGGUGUCAUUUUUAAUGAGGGCCUCUCUCUUAGCGAAACAAAGUUUCUUCUAUUUAGUAGAUAUAAACUGAAAUUUCAAACUCCCCAUCCUCUUUUUUUAAAGCAGACUAUGCCUAUUUUAAUGCAGGUUUGGAUCUUUAUUUAAAAUACUUGCUGGCUGAGAAGACGAGAAAAAGUAAUGCUGUAGUGGCCAGUAUGUUUCUGUAAAUCCUCAUGCCCUUGCUUCAUCUUUCCUCAGUACAAAUACAAGGAAGCAUUUGAGAAAAUGAAAGGACAGAUGAUUGGCUCCUGUGGCUUGGAAGAUAUUAACAUUUCUCAUUCUGUGCAUGCAGCUUUGCUGCAGAGUGAUGUGAGUAUCACAGGGCAUGGAAGAUGAACCUAGAAUAAACAUAAACAGAUGGCCUUUGAUAGGUACUUUGAAUGAUGGAGCACUUCCUUUUGAGUUGACAGUACUCUCACAACAGCAGCACAAUUUGUUUAUCCAUAUUGGGCAGGACUCACCUAAGGAGUCCCAUCAGUGGAAGCUGGUGCAAGAGGGCUUCCCUCCCAUGGGCAGGCACUAAAACCCAGACUUAACAAUGGCUAUGGGAGAUAAGAAGCAGCCUGCAGGCUUAUAAAUGUCUUCUUGCUCCCCUUGCACGGUCAAACUCUUACCUGCUCCUUCGAACCAUCCCCAGUUCCUUUUCAGAGCAAUUGAUGGUAUAUCAUUAUAUCUGAAAUUGGGUUAACUGUGUUGGUGAGGCUCGUUAGACAACAACGAGAAACUGAGCCUUUAGUGUCAUUGGAACAACCCGCCAAUAGGGAUUCAGCAGGUGCCAACUUUAAAAUGCCUGGUGAAAACUUUUCUAUUCCUCCAGGCCUGUCAAUGCAGGCUCUUGAGAGUACACUGCCUGCCCCACCCCAAUGGUCUAUUGAUGCUUGUUUUUAAUCUAUUUUUAACUUUUUAUGAUUUUAUUCUUUGGUCUUAUGUUUUUAUCCUGUUAAAAACCACUGUGAUGUGAUAUAUAUAUUGGUAUAUGUACAUAUUUUUUAUAAAUAUAAUAAAUAAAUACACACUAGCCACACCUGACAUUUCUGAUUUCCUAACCAUCUCACUGUCACCAUCCAGAGGUCUGUAUAAUGUGCACACUGCACAAUAGGCACUAUAGAAUGAGGCUGCCUGAGUUUUCUUUGCUGUUCCAUGUAUGUGUUGUAAGCAAAUAAAUUCAAUAGAGUGUUAAGCAGGUUUGGGUUUAAACCAUGGCGUUGAAAUAACAGUAUUUCUUCCUUCUUUUCCCCCCUUCCCUAGGUAAAUUACAGGAAAGCUUUUGGCCUUCAGAAGUCUCAGUUCCGCCUGCCCUUAGACAUGGUGAAUCUGGUACAUGCCAAAAAAGCCCAGUCUUUGGUCAGUGAUCAGGAAUACAGACAGUGGCUUCAUGAUUAUACUUCUCUGUCUGAAGAUGUUAGGCUGAGGUGUGCCAAGAAUGCUUAUAAAUUGCAGAGUGAGGUAAAUGAAGUUAUUCUUGAAGCCUUUAACAUUGGGGUGGGGUGGGGACUGCGACACUGUGGUUUUAUGCUUUGUCUGUCUCUCAGUAUCAGUGACCAGAAAUGGUUUUUAUUGCACAGUUUCACUUUAAUGGUCUUUCCAUCUGAAAUUAGGAGGUAAAAACGGCAAUAAUCUACAAUUUUCUUUUAGACUAUUUAUAUUGAGCUUCUCUUCCUCUCUUUCCCUCCCCCCAUCUCUCUGUAAUAGAUAUAAGUAUGUACAAAGUAAACACAUGAACACAGAAUCUGAAAAUAUAAUUCCAAUAUGCUCGAAUGAUACAGACGUCUUGAGUAGCAGAUGUUACUUCUAACGAAUGCAUUCAGAUGGCUAUAUUGCCUCUCCUAUUCCACGUUGCAAAUUACUUUUGAUUGGUUUCCCAUAGAAUUUAUACAGGUCUGACUUGAACUUUAUGAGAGGAGUUGGCUGUAUUACACCAGGGGCCUUAGAGAUUGAAGCAAAGAAGAAAGCUUCUGAACUCAUCAGCGAGGUAACAAAAGAGGGUUUUGAUUUUUUCACUACAAACAAGAGUUUGCCAGAUGUAUGUGUAAAACUGGGCUGGCAAAGUAACUCCCUGGAUUAAGGGUGGGCUCCCUUCCUCACCCUCCCUCUUUAUUUGAUCACUCAAUUCAUGUCCUGGGUGAACUCAGUGGAGUUCAAGGUUUUUCAGACCUUGCUAACUACUUUCACAAACUUUCUAUUCUGUAAUCAGGACCCAAGUGGUUGGUACAUUAGGGCGAACCUUUAUAGAAGGAAAUGUUCCUUUCCAGAUGAAAGAGAGGCUGUGUUCUGUUAUUAGACACAGAAUCACAUUUCUUAAAACCCAGGUGGCUCCAUAUAAGUGGCCUGGAGAGAGAAUUUCUCCUUCUCCCCAUCUCUUUUUCUUUUUCUUUAUUAACUCUCAUCACAUCUAGUUUGGCCCUAAGUUUGUCUCCAAUGAUCACAUAUGUCUCUUUUGUUUCUGGGACUUCUUUCUUUUGCAGAGCACACACACACACACACACACACACACACACACAAGUUCAAGCUUCGCACGAACCUCGUUGAAGAGCAAAAUUCCCAUUGGUUUUAGCUGAGCUAUAUUAUACUUCUGGUCAGGAAUUUCCUUACGUUUCCCUCUUUGCUGUUACCUGCCAUCAUUUUCUGCCUGGGCUCACAAGUCAUAUCUCUGUGACGUAGUCCUAACUUCACUGAAACCAAGUUCCUCAUUGCAUUCUCAAAAAAACUGAUAAUUGUAAUAAAAGCCAGAAUUUCUUCUUUUCAGAAUAAAAGUGCCCAGAUUUAAAAAUCUAAAACAAAACACAAAAAGUACUGCUAGCAAAAUGCCCUUCAUAAGCCCAUUGCACCCUAUUGGCCAUGGGCUUACCAGUACACAUGGUCUUACUAGUACACAGUGGGAAAUAGUGUAUUUCUAUUUCUGCAUUGCCAUUCUCUAUUCCUUUGGUGGACUAUGAACCAACAUUCCUGGUGACUCAGGCUGAAAUGUAACUCACAACAUAAAACAUUAUUCUCACAUUGAAACUCUACCCUGGCCCAGGUAGCUUGCACGUGAGCAGUUUGUAUUUAUUUUUAUUUAAUUAAUUACCCAUUCAAUUUUUUUUUUAAAAAAAUCACCCUACAUCCUAACAGAUUCCAGAGCAAUGCACAAUACAAGAUAGUUAAAGUAGUCCCUACCAUUUUAGCACAUUUUUUUAAUAUCCCAGAAGCUAAAAAUGCCUGCUUCUUUCCAUAUAUAUCUGCCAUAACCACUUUUCAGAGACAGGUCGCGAGCACACUUCUACAGUGGUACUGCCAACUGGUCCUUGCAUUUAUGGGGUCUCUGCCGAACUUAAUAAAUAGACAUGGAUCCAGCAGUGAGUUGGGAGCAUGGGAUUAAAUUGGCACAGAGGUCACCGAACCAAUCUUUUUUUGCUGACCCCAUUGUAAAGUCUAAAUCACCAGGAGCAUUAAAAAUACAAUGUCCUCAUCUCAAAAUGUAACUUAGCUUCUGCAUUCCUCUUCCUUUGUGUGUGAAUUCAGAGUAAAUACCGUCAGCAGCCGAAUUCCUUCAAGUACACAUCGGUGACAGACUCUCCUGGCCUCCUUCAUGCAAAAUUCAGCAAUAUGAUUGCUAAUGAGGUAGGCUCUGCUAACGUGGAUCAGAAAAUAUGCUGUUUAAAAUGCAAUGAGCUGAGGAGGGAGUAGGGAAGCAGGCUCUGAGAAAUAUAAUACAUCAAAAGGAGAGAAGAAGGCAUCAUCGAUUUAUCCUUUAGCAUAGUUAGAUCAUUUUUUAUUAUUCCUGGACAAACAUUUAGUAUCAUUUUGUCAAUCAGAUUUGCUCCUUUAAAACAAAACAGCGGCAAAAAUAAAAUAAAAAUCAGAGCAGCCAUUUGAUAUGAAUUCAUGCAACUGGCUUUCUUUUUGUAGUUGAAAGCAGCCAUAAUGCAAAGAAAUGCAAAGAAGGAGCACACAAGGCGGACAGUCUUCGUGAUGGUUAAUGUGUGAGGUGCUGAAUAAUUCGUUCAGGAACCCACUUAAUGCACCUGAGGCCAAGAAUCUUGUUUCUGAUUUUUCAAAAACAUACAGAUGGCCUUGCAAAUUCAUUAUGCCAUUACAAAAAAGAGGGGGGUGGAAUCACAUUUGGGAGCGGACAUGCUCCAAACUGUGAACUUCCUUUUUUAAGAAAAUGUUCAUGGCAUUUUUCACAGCAAUAUUGAAUGUUCCUAGAGAUGUCAUCAAAUAAGGCUCUUAAGAGUUAACGGGAUGUUACCCGUUAACAUCCUCUGCCAUCAGAGCUCUAUUUAUUAUUGCCAGUCUGAAGCUGGCUCAUACCAGUGUUUGACAUAAGUCAGCCUUGCUUUGGUAGGUUUGUAGCCCUUAGCAACUCAUUUUGUGGCAUCAGUUAGACUAGUUAAUUAAAGCAUUUUGAUGGACUACAAUAGUGCCCCAGAUUGCUUCCAAUGCAAGUACCGCAUUUUUCGCUCUACAAGACACAGCCGACCAUAAGACGCACCUAGUUUUAGAGGGGGAGAACAAGAACAAAAAAUUCUCUCCCUUUCUGUGCAGCACCCCUAAAGCGAAGCGGCAGGAUAAGUGGAGCCACUUCCAUUUCUCCUCCCGCUUUGCUGAAGGGGCGCUGUGCAGAGAAGAAAAGCUGCACAGCGCCCUCCAGCGAAGCGAAGCCAGGAGAGCAAGAGGGGUCGGUGCGCACCACCCCCUCUUGCUCUCCUGGCUUCAGCGAAAGCAACGGGAAGCGCUCCGGAGGCUUCCCGUUGCUUUCGCUGAAGCCAUGGAGCCUGCAUUCGCUCCAUAAGACGCACACACAUUUCCCCUUACUUUUUUGGAGGGGAAAAGUGCGUCUUAUAGAGCAAAAAAUACGGUACUUCUAUCAGCAGCAGAAGUCAUAUUGGAUUGUGUGCGGGAACUGCUGGUAAGCUGUCCACUCUGCGUGAGAGAAAAGCAAGCAUGCCUCUUUUAUCAGAGUGCCAACCUUAACUGGGCUAUAUAGCUUUUUAGAUCAUUUGUCAUGCACUAUUGAACCCUGUGUUUCUUAAAAAACACUUCUUCUUUUACCUUUUUAAAGCUAUGGUUUUACCUGUGAAUGUUUAUAGGGAUGGGUGUAUGCAAUCAUUUAUCCUGGGGUAGACAACUUAGUUCCCUCCAACUGCUCUUGGACUCUCAUCAACUGUCCAGUUGGCCAUGCUGGCUGGGCUGAUGGGAGUUGGGCUCCAAAAACAUCCAGCUGACUAAUAUGCACCCUCUGUGGCUAGGCUUUUUUCAGGCAAAACAAUUUUACGUUGAAACAUUCAACUCUGCAAGACUGCAGUUCUGUACAUAGACAUCUGAGAGUAAGUCCCAUUGAACUUAAUGGGACUUGCUUCUGAGUAGAUGCGUACAGAGCUGCACUGUUGGACAUUUUCUCAGAAAAAGAAAGAAUUCCAGUAUGCUAGUAUAAAUGUAUUCAUUCAUUUUCAUUUAAAUCUAUCCCAGCGCCUCUACAAGGCAGCAGGGGAGGACACUUUGCAUCAGUGCACCGUGACUUUGGGCCUGCCUGAAUUUGAAAGGGCGAGAACAAAUGCUAUCAAUCUCAGUGAGGUAAGUGCUUGGAUCUAUGCUAUCCUACCCCUCUUUUGCCCUGAAAUCAUUGGGCAUCCCUCCUAUUGUAGGCGUGAUAAGUGUACAACCACAAGGACUGUAUUUUGCAACCUUGAAGAACUGCUCAAGUUGAUUACUUGUUUAUUAAGACUUUUCAAGGCGGUAAGAUAUUACCUUGCCAUCUGGCUGAAACAUAUGAAUUGCAUUUUAUAUUUGCUGCUGAAUUUGUAUUUUUCAGUAUUGGAUGGAUCUAGGAGGGUGUUGUUGCUUUCAUCUGUGGUUUUUUCACAUUCUCAUAUGCACUUUCAUAUGGAAACCGUAAUUAAUUUGUGUUGGUGGUGGUGCUGAGUUCUGCAAAUGAUUUUUGCUUUGUCGGGUAAACAAAUGGUGACUUUUAGAGUGUUGGGACUGUGACCUGGGAGACUAGGGUUCAAAUCCCCACUCAGCCAUGAAGCUCACCUUGGGCUAGUCACCAUCUCUUACACAGGGUUGUUGUGAGGAUGAAAUAGGGAGGUGGAGAACCAUGUAUACAACCUUGAGAUUCUUGGAACAUAAAGGUGGUAUAUAAAUGUAGUAAAUCAAUAAAUAUCUCCUGGUGUAAUGUGUGGCUAGAAAUUAAAGACUGCAUUGAUGAUAGUUUUUGUAAUUAUCUGAAAUAUGAUAUUGUAAUGAUAUUAUAAUUAGGAUAUGGUAUCAGUUAUUCUUUGAACUGGGUAUAGGGUGGUAUAUAAAUUCAAUAAAUAAUGAGUGCAGCAAUUUCAGAGUAUGUAAAUAAACUUGACAGGAGAAGAUGGAGACUGCACUAGCCAAAGGACAAGUAAGGAGAAAAGAAGGCAGGCUUUAUUUACUUACCGAAUAGCUUCCGGAUGAUAGAGAGGGUUAGUAGUACACCUCCAGUAUCUUCAAGAUCCAGUACAGGUCCGUGUUGUCAUAUUGGCUAUAUGGUUGCUAAGAAUUCUCUUUGUGAUGCCCAACCCAAACCCCAGCUGUGGAGGCAUAAUCCCCAUACCAGCACGUAAUGCAGCUCAAUAAUUCAGAACAAUUAGAUUCCCUCCUGGCCCCUUCCCCUGAUUCAGGUCCCACCUUUAUGGUUGUGAGGAACUGGCAUGAUGUGCAGGGGUCCUUGCAUUAAAAAGCUGGCCAUGGCUUCCUCACUUGCCCUGUGUCAAGCCUUUGCUUGAGUCGUCAUUGCUUACAGAGCCAUUGGCACUUAUCAUUCUGCAUACAUGCUGCAAGGACAAUACCAUGCCCAAAUGGUUGUCAUUUUUUAAUUGCAUUGUUGUGACUGUAUUUGCUUUGACUGGGGCUUCCUACAAUAGGGUAAAAAAAGAAAAGAAAAACAAAAUCUAGACGUGCUUGCUAACUCUAUACAACAACCAAGAGAAGGUUUCUUCUGUCAAUUUACUUGCACUUUAAAAUUUAAAGUUGCCAUUUCCACUUUAGGCAAAAUACAGGGAGUCUUGGCAUAAUCUCCGCGCUCAAGGCUACAAGCUGACAAUGGAAGCAAUCCCUUUCCAGACUGCCAAGGCCUCAAGAGAAAUUGCCAGUGAUGUGAGUUGAAUUAUGCAGCCUUCCAUCUUGCCCGAUUUUUGUUAACUUCAUGUAAUACAUCGUCUAAAGCAGAUUAUACCGAAUUAAAGCAGCACCAUAAUCAUGUGAGACAAGGAUGUGAGACAGAAUAUAUUAGUUAUGAAUGAGAUUCUUUGUGUGAAUUAAAAAAAAAAAAAGAGUCACUGUUAAUCAGAAGCCAAGGCAUGCGGAAGAUCUUGCGAUGGGAAUUGGAGAAGGAAAAAGUAUCUCUGGAUACUCAGUUCCAAUUUAUCCAAAGUAUCCAAAAUACUACCUGUCUAUGCAAAUAUUUAAUCCAUUCCUUUGUUUCCUUGAAUAGUCCACCAAAGCAAUUAGGGGCAACGAAAGAAAAAUAAAGUUAAGCAUGCAUGAAAGGGCUCAGAGUAUUGGUGUAUCCAUUCGGAUGUCUUUCUGCAUUCAUUUUAUACCAAUGAAUUUAGAGAUACUAAGCAGCCAAAGGUAAUUCUCAACUUUUCUGAAAAAUCUCUUAGAAAAUCAAGCAUUUAGGCUGCACCCAAACAGUGGUACAUCUAGAUGACUUUAGACUCUGCGCUUAAGGGUCUUGCAUGGGGGUUGGGGUUUUUAGAUGACCAUGUGUAUUACCUCAGUUGUGAAGCACACAAUUAACAUUUCUCUUCUCCCCCUCCACACAUUGAAGCCCAUGCCUCACAACUCCUGAUACAUUACAGUAAAAUACCAAACAAAAUAUAAAGAUAUAUUCUGAGCAUUUUUGCAUUAAAAAAACCCCUGUCUUAAAUCAUAUCACUGCCAUGACUGCAGACAUAAAAUCGUAUUAGCUUCUCCCUUCCUGAUGCUGCUUGUAUUUGGGAACGAGCACCAUUUUGUUAUAAGAAAAGAUUCGUAAUAUCGUUUAAACUAAAAAUAUUAAAAUGAGACUCUUUAAUCAUGUCCAUGCCUGACUGGAUGUCACCUGAGUAUAAAAAGUUAUAUAUAAAAAUACAAAUAGAAGUUGCUCUGGUGGGCCCUGCAUGCCUAUGCCAGCCUAGGUGCUGAUGCUGAACUGUCUCUGUCAUCCACAAUAGCCCUGAGGUUCAGUCCUACCUGGGCUGAGCAACACCAGAAGUUGUGUGCAUACACAGGACUGCCAGGUUUGAGCCCAUUGCUGCUGCCAAAGUCCAAUGGAAAACUUGUUUGUUGAGAGAACUCCGUAAGAAUGUUAGACUCUGUCUGUUGACUCUCGAACUGUUGUCUCACUGUAGGGAAAGUUACAUCCAGUCCUGGCUGUUCCAUGUUUAUCUAAAGAUGGUAUGUCCCAUAUUGCCCAAUCCAUCCGUUAAAAGAAUUAGUGUUUUGGCUGCAGCGAUACCACUUUCACUAAAACAUAGGGCACCCUGUCUAAUGAACAUAAUACCUCCUUAAUGCCAUGGUUGAUUUAUUAUUAUUAUUUUUUUAUGUUGCAGUGACAAUGGCCAUGCAGAAACAUGCAUACGCGAUCCAGCCUUAUAAGAGUGGCAAAACUCUUUCUUCUUCCAAAUAUUUUCUAAACUAUCCUUGCUUAGUUUUAGACCAUGUAAAGGGAAAAAAGUUCUGUUUCGGAAUAUGGUUGUUCAGAGCCAUGAAUGAAAGAUGCAACGGAAGGAAAGAUAGACCUGUAAUGUGAAUUGCAUGUGUCUCUUGCGUUGAAUUUUACAUUGCUAAUUCUCUUUUCCAUCUCUGUCUGUCUCACAGUUACCUAGGCAUAAUACCUACUUUUAAAGGAUCUGAAAAGCAUGAAUGCCCGCUAAACAGCAUUUCCUUUCCUUUUGCAGCUUCAAUAUAAACAUAGCUUUGUUAAGGAGAGAGGGAAGCACAUAGGUGCCAAGAGCGUUUUGGAUGAUACCAACCUGCUGCACUGCUUGUAUGCUGCAAAGCUACAGAGUGAGCAAGAGUACAGGAAAGGAUCCCGAGGUACCAGUUCUCAGUACCACCUGCCUUUGGACAUGGUGAACCUGGUCCAUGCCAGGAAGGCCCAGAACCUAGCGAGUGACCAGGAUUACAGGAAGAGGCUGCACGAAUAUACAGUGCUCCCCGAGGACUUGAAGAUGAAGUGGGCCAAGAGAGCCCACCUGUUGCAGAGUGAGGUAAAGAAAGAUACUGUUUAGACCUUAAUAUAAAUAGUACUCACAAGGCGAUGGCCUGUUUGAUUUUGUGACUGUGAUUAGCUAAAAAAAGGGGGGGCACGGUGAACCGAUGCCGUGAGUGAGAAAGAAAGACAACUAUUUGCUUCAAAAAUGUGCCUGUCAAAUCCCACAUAUGCCUACAUGGCUUUCGGGAUUCUGUUGCUAAUUGAGCUCAGAAUGUGAUGAGGCGGCUAUUGUUCCAUUCAAAACCAAUCGCAGAAGCUUGUCUAGAUGAACAGUGGAAAUGCCAUUGAGAGGAACCUAGGCCUCAAUCAAAGCCCAAGCGUGUCUGCAACCUGUUUGCCUUACUUUACUAUAAGACUCAACUCUAUAUUGCAACAAAAGGCAACUUGAAAGAGCUCUGUAUGCUUUAUCUCUUCAAUGAAAGCCUCCGAGAAAACGGAAGAAUCCCUGUUGGAUUUUCCUCUAAGUGUAACAAAUGUACCAAUUGCCUUUGUUCUUUUCCUGAGGUGAGACAAAGGCAAUCUGCUGCAGAAACUGGGAGAUCCCAAACUAUAAAGCCACCCAUUAACAUGAGGUUUAGCUAUUGCAUUAAGAGGGGCUUCAGAAUUCUUUCUGCUCUGCUUUGAUAGAGACAUGGACUUUUACACUUGGAUAUUAACUACUAGACAGAAUAUUUAAAAAGGAUAUGCUGCCAACAGUUUAACUGUCCAAGUUUUGGCUUCAGGUCGCAGGUAGAGGGUGGGAUACACUUAAGGAGCCCCAUCAAUGGAAUUCUUGAGAAAGGGCUUCCUGGUAAUCUAUUGAAUCACAUUGUACAACAUCUAGCAUAUGGAUUAAGUUGUCACCCCAAUUUAUUUUAGCUUGCUGUAAAAUCUCCACUUUUAAUAAGAAGCAACCAAAAUAUUGUAAUCCAGCUGAGAAACCGAGUUACGAAUACUUGUGUUGGUUUUGCGCAAAAUAAUUUGCAUCCCCGAAUUGGUCCUUCCUUUUAAAAUAGCUUUGUACAGGUUUCAGUACCAACAGGUGGCAUCACUUCUUGCUUACGGUUAUGUUGAUUCAGUUGUGGGAGCUCCUUUUGUAUCUUGUAUAUGAUGCAUUAUUUAAUUCCAAAAGGAAUGGAUGAAUGCAAAGAAGCUAGGCUCAAUGAGAUGAUGUAUGCGUGGAAAAGACAAGACAAAAUUUUUAAUACAACUCGAGGAGUCAUCGCUAGGCCAAAAACAAAAAACAAAAUAAAAAUCUGACGAAGUCUAAGUUUGUUUUGUUUUUGUUUGACAGUUUCGCUACAAAUCAGACCUGAACUUCAUGAAGGGGGUUAGCUGGAUGGCUCUGAGAUCCCCUCAGAUAGAGAAUGUAAAGAAGGCUGGAGAACUCAUCAGUGAGGUACUGAUAAAUCUUUCAUGGGAUGGUACGUCUGUAGGAAUUGUUUACCAUCAAGGCUCCUUGUUACAUGACACUUAUGGAUGUAGCUUAGCAUUUCCUUUUGAUGUGAGAGCCUGUUUAUACAACGGUUGUACGUUACCAAAGAGCAGUACACAAGAUAGGAGUCCACCUGUGACAUCCUGCUGCAUAUUUUCUACCCUAAACAGGAGACUCUCAACAACAAAAACACAUAGCAAUAAAUAAAGACGGCAGAUUCGGCAAUGGAAUGCUAAGCAGCUGAUAACAUAGUUUUGAAAAUUGCAUACUUGAAACUGACAGCAAAGUCAGUGGAGAGUGAUUCUAUUGUGAUCAGCAUAACUUAUUAACAGAGAAAAUGUCCUAAAUGUGAAUUGGAGAUCUAACAGGGUGACAUUUUGGAUACAGAUUUCUGUUUGCCCCGUCAAAACUAUGUGUUUUUCUCUGUGCAUCACUGCCAUAACAUAUUGAAAUCAUUUUGGACAAUUGCACAGUAAAGACAAGCAUUGAAAACAACAUUUCCCCAUUUGUAUAUCUUUUUGACAAAACGAAACCCAUUGGGGAUCUCUGGAUAUAGCCAAAUUAUAUAUGCAUUUAUUUUGGGCAAGCUAUUUCAGCAGACACAUAGAUAGAACAAACCUUCUCUCAAUGUUUCUUAAAUGGUUUUUUAAAAAAUUCUAUACAAUAUGUAUUAAAACACACAUUUAUGUAUUAUUUCUACAUCUGCUGCCACACAUAUGAUAUAUUCUGUUUUUAACUCCGGUCUUUAUUGCAUGUUUUAUAUUCCACUUAUAGACAAAGUAUCGUCAGAAACCAGAUAGACUCAAGUUCACCACAGUGACUGACUCUCUGGACUUCCUCCAUGCUAAGAAUAGCUAUCUUCAGUGCAAUGAUGUAAGUUAAGCAUUUUUUAUGGUGUAGAGCAGUGGUUCCCAAACCUUAUUUUUCCAUGGACCACUUGAAAAUUGUUGAUGGUAUUGGCAGACCAUUUAAUUAUUAUUUUUCCCAUUGUUGCGAUUUAGGUGUGCUGUGCUAGAUGGUGAAUGAUUCUUAAUUGUAUUCUAUUGCUUCUUUUCCCCCUUUCAUUGUAUUUCAUCGAAUUACUGAUUACAUUCAAAUUGCAAUACAAUGAAAUACAGCAUAAGAAAUAAAAGCAGCAUUAAAAGUACAAUUAAAAAUCAGUGCAAAUACUUAUGGCAGGAUUUACCUUAUGAACCCUAUUAACAGAAGCCCUGUGCAAGGAGUUCCACUCCCGCAACAAAGCUUAGCUUUCCUCCCAUGUGCCCCCUGAAAUUGGCUCUGGGGGUUGGGGGUGGACAGAUCCCCCAGAAUGGUGCACAGGGGGAAGAAAUCGGGGGAUUUUUCCAUCUGGCAAACUGAACUGCUUGACAGGCGAAAUGAUUGGAAGAGCAUGAUAUUGAAAGUCAAGCAAUAUCUUGUCUUAGGUAAAGGACCCCUGACAGUUAAGUCCAGUUGCGAACGACUCUGGGGUUGCGGCGCUCAUCUCGCUUUACAGUCUGAGGGAGCCAGCGUUUGUCCGCAGACAGUUUUUCCGAGUCAUGUGGCCAACAUGACUAAGCCGCCUCUGGCGAAACCAGAGCAGUGCAUGGAAAUGCCAUUUACCUUCCCAACGGAGUGGUACCUAUUUAUCUACUUGCACUUUGUGCUUUCGAACUGCUAGGUUGGCAGGAGCUGGGACUGAGAAACGGGAGCUCCCCCCCAUCUCGAGGAUUCGAACCGCCGACCUUCCAAUCGGCAAGCCCCAGGCUUAGUGGUUUAGACCACAGCGCCACCCACGUCAUCUUGUCUUAAGGCACCUUUAAUAAGCAUAGGCAUAAUUUAAUAUUAAAUGCAUUGUGUGCUAUAGCUCUUGCUGGAAAUAGAUUUUUGUUAUCGUUAUAGAAAUUGUGAAAGUAACAAAUGUCAUUUGGUUUGUCAGAGGCUGUACCGAGCCGCACACUUGGAAUCCAUGCAUGAAUAUACUCUGCCUCCUGACCAUCCUGACUUCAUAAGGGCGCGUCUCAAUGCGCUCCAUCUCAGUGAUGUAAGUAAUAGAUCUUUUCAUUUUAGGGUGAUGGGUUUUGUGCAUGAACACAGCUACAAUUAGUUGUAUUUUGAUUUCAUAUGUACCAGGAAUACGUCCAGCCAUCACUUGUCCCAGUAAUUCCAGUUUGUAGAUAAUUUUCUUUUUAGCCUAGGUUGCAUUGUUUCGAAAUGGAAUAUAGACGUUUCAUGUGCAUUAAUUCGCAAUUUUAUUUCAUGCACAAAUUACAGUACUUUUAGAGGAAUUAUGUUUCAUUAAAUUACCUUAAAAGGUGCAUUUAGUCAGCUACUGGAAAUCAAAAUAGAAAGAGCAUUGUGCAUUGACAAACCUUUACUCUCCUGUUAGAAGAAAAGAAUGAGUGAGAUGUAUUGCUCAUGCAGUUAGAACUGUAUUGCCAUGCACAGAUGAAUGUCACAGUUGUAAGUCUGAUAUGUACCCUUUCUUCUCAAAACAUUCAAAUGGACCAGCAUGUAUCUGAACUGAAACAGCCAGGGAGAGCAUGGGGAGAUGGAAGAGUUGGGGGCCUCUCAUUAAAAAUGAAACUGUUUUUGGUAGAUAUACAAUUGGAUCAGAUGCCACACACAGAAAGCUGUUGAGAGAGACUGACCUUACAACACACACAAAAACCACAUUGGUAUUUGUAAAACUGCAAAGAUAGCUGUAAAUCAAAUGAAUGUAAUGUGUGAGGAUGAGUGCAAAAGCUGUGCAAACUGUGAUAAAGUAAAAGGAUGCAUGGGGUUUCAGAUCAAAGGACCCAUGUUACAGAAUGAUCUGCAACAGCAAGGCAAAAGCUUUGGCAGAUUAAAAAGAGAGAGAGGAAGAGGCAGGAAAGGGCUAGGACUUGCUGGUGGUUGCAAGACAGAAGCUCCCAUGGCAAGAGACACUCCAGAUUUGGACUUACGACACAGCUGAGGAGGAACCACGGCUCUUCCAGCCCACCUGAUUCCCUUCCACCCCAAAGGGCUUGCUACUCCAAAUUUUCAUACCCUGAUUAUUCUAAAUAAAUUUAAGAAUUUAUCUGGAUUUGCCCUUUAAAUAUGCUACCUGUGGUCAUUUUUUGAUGGAAUGCUUCCCAUAUUAUCUCAUCUGGGAUAAUUUUGGAUUCUACUGUCAUGAUCUGGGAGGAAAUAAUUCAAGAAUUUGAUCAGGUGCUUUAAGUAUGUUUAUCAGAAAUUGCAAGCCCACUAGGAAGUGUGGAUGCCCCAUUUUUUGCAUUUUCACUUUCCAUGGCUUCAGAGGUGCAUUUUUAUCUGUCUCAUAGUAAAUAAACAUUAUUUGGUCAGUAAGUAAUAUGAGUUGGAGGCCUGGGAUUAUUACUUACUAUCAUGUCGAGCAGUCGUUCCCAAACUAAUUUUCCCACAGACCGUUUAAAAAAUUGCUGGCAGACCACGUAAUGAUUUUUUUCUGCCUGUUGUAGCGAUUUGUACGUGCUGUGCUAGAUGCUGUAUGUUUUUUAAUUGGGUUUGUUUUUGUUUUUUCUUACAUUGUAUUUGAUUGUGUUACAACUUGCAUUCCAUAGAAUUCAAACUGCAAUACAAUAAAAUACCACGUAAGAAGUAAAAUAAGCAAUACAAAUACAAUCGAAAAUCAAUAUGUAUAUUUAAUGCAGACAUGCCAUGGGCCAUCUGAUUGAAGCCCACAGACCACCAAUGGUCCAUAGGCCACAGUUAGGGAACCGCUGUUUUAGAGAAUGUGCCCUAACCAAAGUCGACCCUCACCAAAGUAGGCUAUGUCUCUGCUCAUUCGCAUCCUUGCACCCAUGCACAAAAAUGUUUUAUUUCGCCUAAGCUGAAUGGCUAAACCUGAGAAACAUCUCUUGGGCAGGACAACGAUGCAUUAUCACAAUAACUUCAGACACUGUAAUAUAAACCCUUGGGAUUGAAAUGGGACAUGUUAUCUUCAAAAUUUGCAUCUUACUCAUAUAAAUCAUAUCCAAUAUUUUAUCCGGCAGCUCAUUAUUUUAGAUUAGUUGAUGAAACCAUCAGGGUAUGGAGCUAGCACAGAAAGCAUUAGAAGUGCUUGAAGUAACAAAAAGUGGAGACUUGUAGCACUGACAUUCCUACACUGCAAAACCCAAGAUGCUACUAGGAGAUGUUUCGAAAGACAGAAUAGGGGCAGUGUGUCGAUGCAAUAUUGAUGUGGCUGAUGCAUCAAAGUGUCUAACAGAAACCAAAUAAGCUGGAAUCAAUGUAGGCAUGAAAUGCAAAACAAAAUCUCAAUUUGGGUGUUUUUGACUCCCCACCAAUGAGACUCUAACCAAUGUACAAUAUUCUGUAGGUGGGACUGUUGAAGGGCUGCAGGGCAGUCAGAAAAUCUUAAAGGCCUGUAUGACUGGCCCAGACACAAAUGGUCCCAUUAGAAUCAAAUAUUUAUUACUAUAAGAACAAAAGACUUGUAAACUAAGGCAUCAUCUUUCUUAACUCCUUCCUGCAGAAACUUUAUAAAACAUCUUGGGAGGAGACACGGGCAGCUGGCUAUGAUUUCAGACUGGAUGCCAUCCCUUUCCAGACGGCUAAAGCUUCCAGAGACAUUGCCAGUGAUGUAUGUAUUCAAGAUUCAGUCUUAGGAUCCCAUUACAAGAUUAUUGGAAUGGCAGGCUCCUAUGCAACCCAUGACUUUUACUUUGCAGUUUAAAUGGAGACACUGGUAUCCAAAGACUUGAGGAACAUGCACUCAAGCUCUUUCAGGCCAAUCUGGAACUGCUAGAAAGCCAGAGUACAGUCCAGAUGAAUUUAGGCGCACAUACAUUUUGUUGAAUUAAUGAGCUUCAAGUUCUGAAGUCUCAUUGAUUUAAUGGAGCAUCAGUCAUGGGUCACAUUUUUUGAGCUGUGCAAGCUGCCUUCCACCAUUGGUUUCCAUUUCAUCCACAUGCUUGUUAAUGUAUUCAUCAUUAAGUAUGCUAUUGAUAAUAAAACUGUGUAUAUUCUGUAAAUCCAAUGACCAUUUCUUUCCAGUCAAAAAUUGCUCCAACAAGGCAGCUCUGCCCUCUGGAUGUAGAUGCUAGUACUCUGAUUUAGCAAAGUUAUAUGUCCACAUAGAAGUCACAGCUCUCUAUACAAAAAUACUACAAUAAGGGAAUAAAAAUUAUUUUUGUCUUUGUCUCACUACUCUGCAGUUCAAAUACAGAGAGGCCUUCCUGAGGGAUAGGGGGCAGCAGAUUGGAUUUCGCAAUGUGAAUGAUGACCCCAAAAUGAGGCACUUUCUCAAGAUGGGCUACCUCCAGAGUGACAACCAAUACAAGAGGGAUUUUGUCAGAAACAGAGCGCAGUUCAAGAGCCACAUUGACCAGCCAAGAUUUAUCCAUGCAAAGAAAAGUCAACAGUUGAUAAGUGACGUCAGUUACAGGCAGCACCUGCAUCAGUAUACCUGUGACCCAGAACAGCUGAACCUAAAGCAUGCUAAACAAGCACACAACCUCCAGAGUGAUGUAAGUGCAUUGAUCUAUAGGCUAGAGCAAGCAUCCCCAAACUCAGCCCUCCAGCUGUUUUGGGACUACAACUCCCAUCAUCUCUAGCUAACAGGACCAGUGGUCAGGGAUGAUGGGAAUUGUAGUCCCAAAACAACUGGAGGGCCGAGUUUGGGGAUGCCUGGCUAGAGUCUCGUUCCAGGGCUCUAUACUCUGUACCAAAACUUUGUCCUUGAAACAUCUGCAAAAUGCCCCCCUCUUUUUAAAAAAGAAUACCGUACCUUUUAAAGGGUUUGGCUAGUAGAAAAGAAAUGCUAAUGAAGGACCAAAACAUGCCAGUACGGAGUGAGUCAUUGCCCUGGAACAAUGCUGCUUCUAUGCAGUUUUGAUGAAAGGAAAUGGUGGUUCAUGAGCUACUGACAGCUUGUGGCAGGAAAAAAGUGGAAGUGGAGGGAGAAACAAAAGGGGAAGGCUAGUUAAGGGGGAAUAGCUGCUCUCCUACCUUGCAAUUUCCCACCACCUUGAAAAAAUUGAACAUCUCUUCCUUUCACUGCCUGCAAAGGGAGUUGUGAAGUGGUGAGACCAUUUGGUCUCAACCCUAGUAAGUAAUUUGAAAUUCUGGAGAAAAACGGAAAGAUAAAAUAGGUAUGCUUGUCCCAUUCUUCCUUGGAUUUCUAGUAGCCCUCAUAUGAUUUCUGAGGUUUUAGAAGUGACGUUCAGUUAAUAAUAAGGAAAGAAAUGUUGACAAACUGUGGAAAUGCACAGCCUUUUGUAUAUGCUGCCAUCCACUUCUUACUUUAUAAACAUCUCAUCAUUAUAGAAUUCUUAGUGUUUGAAAUAAAUGAAUCAAGUCCUGACAGUGAAGGAAACUGAAAGCUAAGGUGCUGUUGUAUGCAAUUUACUUCCCAUCUGAUUUGAAGUGUGUGCGGUUUAUUAAUUCCGUGAGGUUUGUGUAAUUGUUUUGCAGGUCAAGUACAAAUCUGAUUUGAACUGGAUCAGAGGCGUUGGCUGGACACCUCCAGGUUCCUACAAAGUGGAAAUGGCCAGGAGGGCUGCUGAGCUGGCGUAUGCUCAGGAACAGGAACCUCAAGGAACUUUGGAUCAGAACAAUCUGAAAACUGUACGUGAACGAAUAGCCCCUUUCCUUCUAAUCACCUAGGAUGCAGAAUCCCAAACAGAAGGCGGAGUGCUUGUUUCCCACUCUGUGUUAUAUAGAAAAGCAGUUUAGUGGUUCUGCUGUAAGAUUGCAGCAGAAAUAGACUGAAUGGCUCGUUUACCCUGAUGUCACCAAUUUUAUUUUAUUUUUUUCCACUCUAAAAAUAAGGCAACAAAUUAAUGGAUAAAGGACAUGUAGAGGGUCCUGCAAGCUUUAAAAAAGGCAGCCUGUUGAAUCAUGGCUGGAGGGACGAGACUUAGCUGGCAUACAACAUUUUAGUUGCAAAGCAAGACUCACGCAAUAGUUGAAGAAUUCAUUAUGUUUUUACAUCACACAAAUCUUCAUUCUGACAUGUGAAUAAGGCUUGCAGGUCUAGUGCUUGUUGCAAAGUCAGUUCCUGUGCAAUCCUGUACAAUCCUCCUGAGAGGUUUAAUGGGACUUACUGCUAGAUAAGUGCCUAUGGGAUGCAUCACACCCACAACCUUUUGGCUUCAAUACAAUGGUUCUUCCAAGCCUAAUUUCAGUGGGGAAGGGCAGUUUGCAGGUAACUGAGAAGCCCUUUGUGGACAUAUGUGCACGCACAGGUGCUGCAUUAGCAACACCUGAUCUGAAGCAUCUACAAGAAGCAUUUGAUACUCACAGAGGCAUUUGGAUGAGGAAGCUGGAGUAACCCAGAAGUUGCAUCUUCCCUAGAAGUAAGACCAUGUUGAAGCUAACAAACCUGUCCAACCCCCAGAAAGAUGGCAUUAGCAGAGCUUUAAUGUUUUGCCCGAUAAAGUACUGUUUCUUUUUAAUAAAUGGGAAUUCUGCAAAUUUGUCUUCGUAAGUAGCUCACAUUCAGUAUCUAUUUUGAUUGGCAGGAUCAGGCAGCUGGAGAAGGAUCCCAACAAGUGAGAGUCAAUCCUGAUGCCACAGAGAUCUUGCAAGUCAGGCGCAGAAAAAUGAUGUCAAGGAAUGAACUGAAACACAGACAUCAGCCUUAAGAAAAUGCAUAAUUUUUUUCAGCUUGCUGUGCAAGUAGAGCCCCCCCCCCCCCCGCAAGCAUAGGCUGCACCAAAGUGGUUGAAUUUGCUAAAAGAAAAAACAGUGAAACCCUAUGCAAAUAAUUUAAUAUUGUUCUUAUAUUUUUUUUUGCAUGUAAGUAAUUUUUAAGUGUAUGUUAUUAUGAAAUGUAGUAUUUAUUUCUGACAGCGAAUGAAAUUAGUACUAGAUGACUGGCAGGCUCAACUUUGUACUAAAAAUUAAUGAACAUGAUUUGUUGAAAUAAAAUUAUUUGUAUUGAAAAUAAAUAAGAGGAAUCACUUUCCAU